AUGCUGAGCAACACAAGGGAAGGAAAGGUUUCCAAUGAAAUGGAAGGACUGAUGGACAAAGUGAAGAUGCAAGACAUCUGCUUAGAAUGUCUAAAGAGUGCUUUGCCUUUUCGACCAGUCACCAAGCAUCGGUCGAAUGGCGUAGUGCCUCACCAGAGCUGGGUCUUACCUUGUAAUCCUAAAAAUCAUCUUCCUACCAACCACUGCGGAGUAACAAAAGCUUUAAUUACAGGUGGCGCGGGUUACUUAGGACAUAACCUUGGGUGCACAUUGAUCAAAUUAGGAGUGUCUGUUGUGCUGUUUGAUGUACAUGAGCCGGAAUGGGAAAUCCCAACUGGAGCUGUGUUCAUGAAGGUAAAAAUAUUUUUUAAAAUAGUAAAUACAAUAACCCACAACUACAUUUAUUCAUCUACUUUAUGUGAUGGGUCAAAAUGCACUCCUUUUAAGCAUAACACAUUAAUGGAACACUCAAUGCAGGGGUGACCACAACGUAGAUCCCCGAAUGAUUUUAAAACUACAACUCCCAUGAUGCUUUGUCAUUCUAAAAGCAGUCUUAAGGCAUGUAAAUCAUCAUGAUGUAGUUCCACAACAUCUAGGGAUCUACCUUUUGGGCAACCCGUCCCUAAAGCAUUUCAGCUUUAGUCAAGGUUUAGUUGUGUGAGUGCUAAUACUGAUUGUUUAGUUCCUUGGCACAAAGUGGAUUGUUAUAUCUUCUCACAGAGAAGUAUUUAAUUCUAUGCUUCUACAUAAGAAAAUAUUUCAUAACAUACGCUCCCAUUGUUUCUCCCAGUGGUCCGACCUUCUUUUCUGAUAAAGUUAAAGCGGAAAUUUCACAUCCACAAAAAAUAUAUAUUUAGACGCUAUUUAGACAGAAUUCACUUCAAGUUGAUGGUCUGAGUCCAUUUAUUCCAUCCAACCAUGGAUAGAACUGAUGUCACUAAUGCAGUAGUAGGAACUUUCAAAUUAGUGAAAACACAGUAGAGUCCCCACUACUAGACACCAGGGACCUUGGCCAGUUAAUUUUAUGUGUGUGUGUAGGCGGCCUCAUGUUCAAGUUUUGCCUAAGGCCUCACAAACUCUAAAGCAUUCUCUGGCUUCUGCUCUCAUUAUCGACAUUUAUGUUUUUUCGUUUUGGGCACCAAUACAACUUUCAUGCAUGUGAUAGGAUUUGGCCUCAUUAAUAUGCUGUAUUUUUGUGAGCUCAAAUAUUUGUUGUUUUUGCAAAAAAAAUCUAAUUGAAAACGUUUUUGUUAUUUUUUUUAUAAUUAAAUGCUUUACAUAAAUAAAUUAAAACUUCUGAAGCCGAGUGCAAGAAGAAACUUUCAUAGUGCAAUAUUUAUUGGUACAGGUUGUUAAAAUGAAUAAUUCGGCCCCCAAUGUACAGGGUACUCACAAAAUCUGUGCCACAAACUGACACUAGCUGUUCAGAAUGCUUCAUAAACUCAUGUAGAGUUAAAAUCCACCGCGAUCACCGGAACUUCUGAAAAUUUCCCCCUGGUGCUGCUUCCAACUAUGUACAAUAGCAAGUUCCAACACACAGGGUGUGGAGUCCUGGCAGAUACAAAACGGUGUAGUGGUGAUAGUUCAACUCCAGAGCGUUUCCUGGGUCUGCACCCACAGAACGUUGAUCAAUCACCCACAUCUUAAAUACUUGAAAUGAACCACUUAGUUGGUAAUUCGUUUGAUAAAACAGAUCUCACGUACAUUAUUGAUGGUUUUCGAUAGUGAAAUUAGUGAGUAUUUAUGUCAUAUUUUCCCUAUUUUGGGAUGACACUAAUUUUAUAAUUUGCAACACUUAGGAAAUAAAUUCAUGUCGGCCAACAAGGCACGUUUGAAACUCACUUUGAACGUGAAACAUGCAGAAGCAUGUGAACAAUAUACCCAAAGUAGUGCUCAGUGCAAUACAGAAAGUAGGUUAAUUGAUUCUUAUUUUUAUGAGCUAAACGAUUAUGAUUAUUUCGUCUCCCGUGCAUUCCUGUAAAGAAUGAACGGUCAACAUAUUAAAAUAAAAUCAGUUAAAGGAGCAGUAUGGACACCAAUACAACUUUAAUGUUUUGGCCCAAUUAGUAUGUUUUAUUUCUUUCCAUAUUGUUGCAAAAUGUUGCACCCUAAAUCUGUAUCAUUAGCCAAGACCCCCCAAAAAAGAGUUCUGUAUCAUUAUCAUUGGGCAGACUAGAUGGACCGAAUAGUUCUUAUCUGCCGUCACAUUCUAUGUUCCUAUUAUAUGUACACAGCUCGGCUACUAAUAACAGUGGGCUGGAAGCUGUUUCAUUUAAAGAUUUUCUGCUUCUAGAAGUGGUCAUGAUGGUAGGAGUCUGUGAUAUUUGCGCUUGUGUGCUGGGGACUAGUUACAACUCCAGCACAUGUGACUUUUGCAGCCAAAUGUCAUAACCGGUGUAUGUCGCCAUAUGGGCAGGAGGAGAUGGUUAAACCCUUUAAACACUUUCAAACCUAUUUCCCCUAUUCCCAAAAUAAUUCCAGACUACUCAGGGGUAUGGGUCAAUAUGUCCACAGCUUUAUUAAACAUUGUGCAUAUAUUAAACAUUUUAAAAGUCAUUGCCCUGCCUCCACCCAACCAUACGUCAACAUACGUAUCCCUUACCUCACCAACAAUAAUAGUAAUAAUAAUAAGGUAAUGACCCAUAUGUAAUAUAUACUUAUUAUAAUGUAACCACAAACAUACAUAACCAAAUAACAUAAUAUAUGCAUAUAUACACCAAAGAUAUUUACAAAAUGUAAUGCCUCCUGGUAGGGGAAAUACCCGGACACUACUACCCCACCAACAGGGCCAGAUUAAGAGCCCAGUGGGCCUGGUGCUGACAAUUAUGAUGGGCCUAAUUACAGAAUCUUAUCGACCAAAAACACUAAAACAGUCAUACCUCCCAAGCGUCAUGUAUUUUGAUGAGGAUGGUGCCUGAGGGAAACUCAUAGGAUUCAGCUAUAAGAAAACACACCUAUGCUAAUAUCGUGCUUUCAUCUUUCAAGUAAACCCAUACUCCCUAACAGUAAAGCAGGAAGUCUAUGGAUGGGGUAAAAGGGUGGGCCAUUGACACAAAUCACAUAACCAGAACUGCCGAAAGGGGCGAACAUACACAAAAAGGGGGCAUGUCUGUGUCCCCAUGUACCCCAGUGUCCCCUUGUCACUAGGACACUAGGGGACAUUGAGAGACAUGGAAACAUGGGGACACUGGGUGACUUUGAGACACGAGGGGACACUGGGAGACAUGGGGCACUGAGACACUAUAAUACAUAGGGGACACUUUAGACUUCAUAAAGACCUGGGUACAGGUCAAAACUUUGCAGUGUUCAAUAAACCUCCUUAAAUCUAUCACAGUGAGUGCCUGAGAUUAUUUUCUUUUAUACUAGGGGACACUGAGACACUUGGGGGCACUGUGAGACCAGGGCAUUCUGAGAGACUAGGGGACACUGAGACACUAAGGACACUGAGACACUACAAACACAGAGACACCAGGGACACUGGGAGACAUGGAGCACUAAGACACUCUGAUACAUAGGGGACAAUGUGCUACAAAGGGGACACUUGAUAAAGACCUGGGUACAGGUCGAAACAUUGCGGUGUCCAAUACACAUGCUUAACUCUAUCACAGAGUGCCUGAGAUUUUUUCUUUUAUACUAGGGGACACUGAGACACUAGGAGAUAUGGGGACACUGGGAGACUAGGAAACACUGAGACACUAGGGACACUGGCACACUAUGGACAUUGAGAGAAACCAGGGACACUGGGAGAUGUUGGGAUACUGAGAUACUAGGGACACUGGCUGGGAGACAUGGGACACAGUGUCCCAUGUCUCCCUGUGUCUUUCAGUGUCCCCAUGUCUCUCAGUGUCCCAUAGUGUCCCAGUGUCCCCAUGUCACCAAGUGUCCCCUAGUGUUUGUAUCCCCAUGUCUCCCAGUGACCCUUAGAGUCUAUAUCCCCAAGUCUCAAAGUGUUUUGAUGACACUAGGGGACACUUAGAGAUAUUAGGACACUGGGAGAGACUAGGGGACUCUAGGAGACUAGAGACACAGACACCAGGGACACUGAGAGACACCAAGGACACUGAGAGGCAUGGGGACACGGAGACAUGAGGGACACUGGCUGGGAGACAUGGGGAAACUGAGAGACUAGGGGCCACUGGGAGACAUGGGGCCACUGUGUCCUUAGUGUCUCAGGGUCCCCAUGUUCCCCAGUGUCCCUAUGUCUCCCAGUGUCCCAAUGUCUCAGCAUCCCCAAGUCUCUCACCAUCCCCAUGUCUCGCAGGCUCGGAGCUGCUGUCUGGACUCUCUGUGCAUAGCUGCUCCCCCAUGGAUCAUUGUGUAGAGAGAGGCAGGGAGGGAGAUGGUGUAACUUCUUAUCCCUGCCUCUCUCCACACAAACAGCCCCUACUGGCCGACGCUGGUAUUGCAGAAUAAUCUCUGUUUAUACUGAAACAACUAUUUGUAUUGCUGGUAUUACUGGAAAUACUUUUGAGAAAUACCUUGCAACCAUAAGAAAUACAUGAGAAAUACCUGGCAAACCAAAGAGUAGUGUGUAAAAAAAAACAAAAAACAUUUUUUAUUUUAUUUUUUUAAAUCAGUGGGCCUAUUUCAUGGGCCUGGUCCUGGAGCUGCAGCUCCAUCAGCCCCUAUGUUAAUCUGGCCCUGCCCACCACAUUUUCAUAUGAUUGAAUUGCCUCCUAAUAAGGGCAAAUCCGGAUACCCUUACCGCAUCCAAAUUCCAUGACCUGGAAUUGCCUCCUGGUAGGGGUAUACCCGGACACCCCUUCCCCACCAUGGUUCAAAGCCACCGCCCAGCUCGAACCCCCCAACUUAACCAACAUUAUAACUAGAGCUGAGCGAACCCGGACUGUAAAGUUGGGGUUCGUACCGAACAUUAAGUUUUUUGGACCCUGGAAUCAAACACGGACAUAUCACUGUAUGUUCGGGUUGGAGUUCGGUGUUCGGCGAUUUAAUGACGCAUUUUGAAAGGCUGCAGGGCAGCCAAUCAACAAGCGUUUGACUCGUGUGCCCUUAGAAGCCAUCACAGCCAUGCCUACUACUAAUGGCAUGGCUGUGAUUCGCCAGUGCAGCAUGUGACCCAGCCUCUAUAUAAGCUGGUUACUUAGUAUUAUUACAUUAUUCCCCUACUCGCUAUACCGCGAGUAGGGGCAUGUGUAUUAAACAGUGAGCAGCCUGUCUAUUAAACAGUGAGCGGCCCCCUCCUAAGCCCCCUCCCACAACGCGCGAGUGGGGGCUUUUAAACAAAAGGGGGGACCUAUUGCCCCCCCGGCCCCCACCCCUGAGCGGCGGGUGGGGGCACUAAAUAUCAAUAAGGGGGGGACCUACUGUCCUCCCCCGGCCCCCACCCCUGUGUGGAGGGUGGGGGCCCUAAAUAACAAUAAGAAGGGGGACCUACUGUUCUCCCCCCCUGGCCCCCACCGCUGAGCGGUGGAUGGGGGCCAUAAAUAAGAAUUUGGGGGGGGACCUACUGUCCUCCCGCCCUGGCCCCCAUCCCUGCGCGUCGGGUGGGGGCCCUAAAUAACAAUAACGGUGGGGGACCUACUGUCCUCCCCCCGGCCCCCACCCCUUAGCGGUGGGUGGGGGUCAUAAAUAAAAAUUUUGGGGGGGGAACCUACUGUUCUUCCCCCCGGCCCCCACCCCAGAGUGGUGAGUGGGGGCCAUAAAUAAGAAAUUGGGGGGACCUACUUUCCUCCCCCCUGGCCCCUGGCCCCCACCCCUGAGCGGUGGGUGGGGGCCAUAAAUAAAAAUUGGGCGGGGGGACCUAAUGUCCUCCCCCCGGACCCCACCCCUGAGCGGUGGGUGGGGGCCAUAAAUAAAAAUUGGGCGGGGGGACCUAAUUUCCUCCCCCCGGACCCCACCCCUGAGCGGCAGGUGGGGGUCCUAAAUAAAAAUUUACCCUCCCAGGUGAUUAGGGGUCAAAAAAACCCUAGUCACCCCCCUCCCCCCAAAAAACUUACCCCUACUUCCCCCCCUCAUCCUAAAAAUAAUGAUUGGCUGGAUUUCAAGCUAACCGAUCAGAGUGCUGUGUUCCAAAGAACUUUCCCACACUGUGUAAAAUGAUACAGAGCACUCUGAUUGAUUAGCUUGAAAUCCACCAAUCAGAGUGCUCUGUGUCAUUUUACACAGCGUGGGAAAGUUCUUUGGAAUUUUCCCACGCUGUGUAAUUUGACUCAUAACACUCUGAUUGGUUAUUUAAUCCACCAAUCAGAGUGCUCUGUGUCAUUUUACACAGUGCGGGAAAAUUCCAAAGAACUUUCCCACGCUGUGUAAAAUGAUACAGAGCACUCUGAUUGGUUAGCUUGAAAUCCAGCCAAUCAGAGUGCUCUGUGUCAUUUUGCACAGCGUGGGAAAGUUCUUUGGAAUUUUCCCACUUUGUGUAAUUUGACUCAUAACACUCUGAUUGGUUACUUAAUCCACCAAUCAGAGUGUUCUGUGCCAUUUAACACAGCGUGGGGAAAUUCCAAAGAACUUUCCCACGUGGGUAAAAUGACACAGAGCACUCUGAUUGGAUGGAUUUCAAGCUAACCAAUCAGAGUGCUCUGUGUCAUUUUACACAGCGUGGGAAAAUUCCAAAGAACUUUAUAAGCCUUCCCCUGCCCUGCAGAGCUCAGUCUGCGCGGAGCCUUCCAUGGGUGAAAAUGGAUUUAUUUAUUUUUUGCGCUCGUUUAUUUUUGUUUUGUUUUUUAAAGUGCGUCGGUUAUUCUGGAUUUAAAUUUUGACCUUUUUUAGGGCUGAAAAAAAAAGAGUUUAGAAGAAAGAAGACAUCAAAUGGUAAGUCUAUUUUUUUUUUUUUACAGGUAUUUAGAUAAGGGUCCCCCCUCAUUAUUUUUAGGAUGAGGGGGGUAGGUAGGGGUAUUUUUUGGGGGGGGAGGGGGGUGACAAUGGGUUUGGGGACCCCUAGUCACCUGGGGGGGUUAAAUUUUUAUUUAGGGCCCCCACCCGCCAUUUAGGGGUGGGGGCCGGAGGGAGGACAUUAGGUCCCCCCCUUAUUGUUAUUUAGGGUCCCCACCUGCCGCGCAGGAGUGGGGGCCGGGGGGAGGACAGUAAGUCCCCCCCCAAAUUCUUAUUUAUGGCCCCCACCCACCACUCAGAGGUGGGGGUCAGGGGGUGGACAGUAGGUCCCCCCCUUAUUGUUAUUUAGGGGCCCCACCCGCCGCUCAGGGGUGGGGAACGGGGUGAGGACAGUAGGUCACCCCCUCCACAUUCUUAUUUAGGGCCCCCACCCGUCGCACAGGGGUGGGGGCAAUAUUUUUUUGUUUGUUUUUUUGUUUUACAGUGAGCAGCCACUGGCAGACACGCCCCUACUCGUGGUAUAGCGAUUAGGGGAUGAAUUUACUAAUACUAAGUAUACCAUGGGAAUUAGGGAGUUAUCUACUAAGCGGCUGCUUAUUUUAUGUAUUUUAUGUUAUUUUAAGUGAUUUCCCUAUCCACAUUUGUUUGCAGGGCACUUGUCCUACUCUUCCCCCAUUUUACUUCCUUUUGCAGCCCUCUAGCCUUUUCCAGGACUUUUUUAGAGCCAUUUUGUGCCGAAAAAAAGUUCGGGGUCAAGUUCGAGCCUGAUCCCGGACUUUUUUUCAAAGUUCGACCGAACCCGCCGGACCCGAACAUCCAGGUGUCCGCUCAACUCUAAUUAUAACCAACAUUAUCACCAACAUUGUCACCAACCAACUGGAACCACUCGGCCCACAACAUCCUUAAUUCCUCUGUUGUUCCCCCCGUGACUAUUUAUUCCUGAAUAUCCCCCUAACUACCCCACUGCUGUGACCAAGCGGGGACAAAACACAACCUAAGGGAGGGAGGGAUCAGCUCCAUACUGUUAGGGAAGUUAAUGGUGACAGGAGCUAAAAUGGCAGGCCUAUUUAUCUAGACCGCACCUCCAGUCAAACUGUCAGACACACCCACCCGGUUCUCCCCCUAAGUCCGCCUUCAACCCCUGUCAAGGCCCUAUUCCACUUAUGCUGCUCAAGUUCCAUGGGGCUACAAUUCUGUGCUAAAAAAUGCAUGCUGGCAACGGAUGUAACUAUCUUUUUCCUAAAGAUAAAGGGAGACUACAGGUACCAGCCACUUCAUCUCCCUGAAGUGGUCUGGGUGAAUCACCCCUGUCUGCUUAACUUAGCAAUGUAAAACAUGCACUAUAUGCAUGAUAAAUGGUCUAAACAAAGGCUUCUCUAUAAGAAGCCUUUAAUUGGGCCUUGUGAUGAUUACCAUGGUGUCAAGCGGAAGGUGGAAAGCCUCGCCAGAAGCUUCGCCGGUGGUGUAUUUCAGGUACGUUUUAGUUUUUUUGAACAGCCUUAUAUCAGCAUUUAUGGGAGGAAUAAAGAAGUCUACUUCUUCCAGUGCAGGCUGCUUGGCUUCCAGCUCAUUUAGUACUGUUGGGGGCUUAGCUGUGUACAUACUCUGAUAAGGAAGUCUUUUUCUGGAAUGAGGGGGUGUGGCUAAUGAAACAGGCUUAUGGUUCAGCAUUCUGCAAUAUAUAUAAAUAUAUAUUUGUUUAGCUGUGCACAAACUGAAAAGAUUUGAGCAUGCAAGCAUGCAAACAAAAUACAGAAAAUAUAGCAUAUUAACGAGGCCAAAUCAUAUUAAAUAUCUUAAGGUUGUUUUAGGGCCUUGUGCGUGUCAAUAUAAUUAGCAUUGUUUUCAUAUGUUGACAGUUCUAUAUUUAUAUGAAUCCAUGUGAGAGAAAAUUCUUGUAGUAUUCCUAAUGUUUUAAUUAACGUUUUAAUUACUUUGUGUCCUAUUGAGCAAUGAUCACUAUGCAGUUUACAUGACUCAGCAUACGUAAACUUCAAUGUGAUUUCGAAACGUACCUUGUUGGUCAACAUGAUUUAACCAGCUAAUAUUCUAUAACAAGUGAUAAAGCAUAUCGAUAAAAAAUAAUAAAAAAAACUGUUGUAAAUAACUUUGUAUAUUCUCUCUGUAAACUUUCCAGGUUCAGUGUGAAAAGGUACAGAUUGAAAAGGGAAAUCCCUAUGUCCCACCUCAAUUAAAAUCUAAAUUUGCAUAAAAUCACCUCUUAUCUCUUGGUUAAUGAAAUUUAGGUUUGUGCAUCAUUACAAACGAGAUGUAUCUCAUGGUAGAAGUAUCACAGCUACGAGAACCUACAGAUGUAUGGGAAUCUAUAAGUGAUAAUAUUUUUGGGUGUCUAACUAAUCUGAGGUCCAAAACAACUGUUGCAAGUUCUACACACCUAGUAAAUAGUCCAGGGUCCUUUCAUCACAAACUUUUUUGACCAACAAUAUAACUAUAAUUUCCAAUUUUUUUGGCUAGUUGGUUGGUAAUAGUUUUUUUCUCUAACUGUCCUACACUUGGGCCAGUUCUUAUGUCUUCCUCAUAAUAUUUAUUUUCUUGUCAAGAAGAGCACGGCUGGCAAGGAGCCUGGGGCAGUUGCCCCCUGGGGGACCGGUAAAAAAAAUAAUUAUCGGCUGCUGCCUCACAGCACAGUACAAAAGUGGAUUAUGUAACUGUAUUGUUUCAUUAUUGUAGUUUUUGUAGUAUUAAUAUAAAAUGUAAUAUAAAAUUAAGAAAGUGAGUGAAAUGUGUUGGGGCAAUAUACUGGCUUUGGUCAGAUAUUGGGCUGUUUGCAUAACCCUUGAAAUCCUCAAACCCAAAACAAAUCUAAAAAAAAAAAAAAACACACAAAAAAAUAUUUUCUAUGGUACCUUUGUACUCUCUCUUUCCUUUUCGUCUUUAAUUUUAUCCAUACCCUCACACUUUCUUUCUGCUUAUUCAUCACACUCCUUGUUCAUAAGGAUUACAAAAUAUACAGUAACAUCUCCAAGUGUCUGUCAAAAAGGCAGAAAAAAUGCUAAUUGUAACUAGACUUGGUACAAAAUAACAAAAAAAGAUCCUACGCUAAGGUUUAAAAUAUGCCUUUUGAAAUACCCGGGGGUGUCUUCUUUAAGAAAUGGUAGGCCAUUGUGGGUUUUUUUAUGAACAGUUAAACUGUUAUAAUACCCCAAAUGGAAGCAUAGGCUCAUUAAAUCCAUCUCUCAAAAUUGUACUGUAAAUACUGAAAUGGAUAGGUCUCCUAUAUGGCACUGUAGCUUCACAAAAUAGUGCCAAAGACAUUCAUAUGGGGUGUCAUUUUACUCAGAAGACUUAGCUGAGCAUAAUUUGGGGGGUUUGAACUUAGUGUCACAUGUGAAAUAUACAAAAUGCCCAGCAAAAAUGCAAUCCAUAUGUAAAAAAAACGCACAAAAAUGUUUUUACCACAUACUUUGGCAUAUAUUGGUGAAAAAAUGGGGGCAUGUUAAGGCACAAUAUGCACCUUAUGAGAUACCCUGGAGUGUCUACUUUUACAAAUGGUAGGCCUUUGUGGGUUUUUUUUUAACAGUCAAACUGUUAUGAUACCCCAAAUGGAUGCAUAGGCUCAUUAAAUCCGUCUCUCAAAAUUCUACUGUGAAUACUGAAAAGGACAGGUCUCCUAUAUGGCACUGUAACUUCACGAAAUAGUGCCAGAAACAUACAAUGGGGGUGUCAUUUUAGUCAGCAAAUGUAACUGAACACAAAAUAAAACUUUGUACAAGAAUAGCACACAUCAACUUUACAAAAUAAACAUGAGAGUUUCUUUGUUAUAAGUUUGUGUGCCAAAAACAAAAAAAAACACAAUUGUACUCCAAUAUUUAGCAGAGGUUGGCGGUAAUAUGGCUACGUAGAAAGUGUCAAAACAACCUUAGGUAAAUAGCCAGUGAUGUCUACUUUAUAUAAAUAUAUACUUUUGUGUGGCAAUUUUGUUUUCUUUUAUGGCUAUUAAGCAUAGGCGUGCGCAGCCUAUUGCAUUAGGGUGUGCACCCUAAAGCACAAACACACGCCGCGCGCGUGUGUGUGUGUGUGUGUGUGUGUGUAUAUAUAUAUAUAUACAUAUAUAUAUAUAUUCACAGACACACACACUCACAGACACACACUCACACUCACAGAAACACACACACACUCACAGACACACACAUACUCACACACUCACAGACACACACACACACACUCACUGACACACACACUCACAGACACAUACUCACACACUCACAGACACACACUGACACACACUCACAGACUCACACACACAUACUCACACUCACAGACACACACUGACACACACACUGACACAUACUCACACACUCACAGACACAUACUCACACACUCACAGACACAUACUCACACACUCACAGACACACACUGACACACUCACUGACACACACACUCACAGACACACACACUCACACACACUCACACACACUGACACACACUCACAGACACACACUGACACACACACACUCACACACACUGACACAUACUCACACACUCACACACUUACAGACACACACUGACACACACUCACAGACACAUACUCACACACUCACAGACACACACUGACACACACAUACUCACACACUCUCAGACACAUACUCACACACUCACAGACACACACACUCACACUCAGACACACACAUACUCACACUCACAGACACACACUCACAGACACACACUCACACACACACACACACUCACUGACACACACACACACUGACACACUGACACAUACUCACACACUCACAGACACACACAAAUAAUUAUAUUUUAAUUUUUUUUUUUUAAAUGUCCACCCAGCCUCCUACCUGGAGUGCUGGUGGACUUGUCCCUGGGGUCCAGUGGGGGCGGGCGCCUCUCUGCAGCUCAGCGCUCGGCGAGGGAGCUCUCUGCUCUCUGUUCUCUGCUUCCUCUCGCCGCGCGGGCUGUCUGCUCGAGCUGGGAGCCGGAAUAUGACGUCAUAUUCCGGCUCCCGGCAUCAGCGCGCGGCGAGAGGAAGCAGAGAGCAGAGAGCUCCCUCGCCGCGGCUGAGCUGCAGGGUGGGGGGGAAUCAUCACCUCUUGCCCUCCCCAUGACAGGGGCAAGAGGUGAAACAGGGGACACUGAGUGCCUGCAGGAACAGCGUUCCUGCUCAAAAAAAGUGCAGGAACGCUGUUCCUGCAGGACUCAAACCAUAGGGGUGCGCACGGGGAUUAGGGUGUGCCCAGGCACACCCGGCACACCCCGUGCGCACGCCUAUGCUAUUAAGCUUACAAGACAAACAUACCAAAUUCUAAAAUCGCUCCACAUUAAAGGUUUAGUUUACUCCUUGUGCUUUGUGACCUGUAACUACCAAAAAAAACUUAAAAUCCCAGACACAUUAUAUAUUCUGUAAAUCAGAACAACUGAAUGAAUUUAUUUUUAAUUACUUUCUUUAACCUGCACUAAUUAUGCACACAUUAUUAUUGCAAAAACUGUAAAAAAAAACACAUUUUUCAUUUUGUUUGCAUUUUUCUGUAUUUUUUUUAAUAAUAAAUAAGCAUAUAUAUAUAUAUAUAUAUAUAUAUAUAUAUGUGUGUGUUAUAUCAAAUUAAAGCCCUUUCUGUCCUUUAAAAAACAGUAUAUAAUAUAUGUCGGUGCAAUAAAUGAGAGGUGCAAAUUGCUGUUGAACGCAAACAGCAAGAAAAUGCAAAAAUUGCUUCUGUCAUUAAGCGUAAGUCAAGCUUCUGAAGCUGUGUCCUUAAGGGGUUAAAAUGCCUGCAGUGACUGACUAUACUCACCAGAACAACUACAUUAGGAUGUAGUUGUUCAGGUGACUGUAGCGUCUUUUUAAGGGGUGCACCCAAGGAAAUUAAUUUAUAGAAAGCAAAUAUAUAUUGAAUAUGGAAUUAUAAGAUUUAUAUUUUUAUUUGUCAAACUCUACUAAUAAAACAUGUUUUAAAAAAUGGCAAAUAUUUUCUCUAGCAUUAACCAGAUUUAUUCAUAAAUAAAUAUAAUUUAUUUUAACUUUCUCUAGGUUAUGAGUAACUGAAGUAAAUAACUGAAUUAAAUUGCAGACAAGUUCUUAAAUUGAGAACACAAGUGAGCCCUCACACAAACCUGUAUACUGCACACUUUUCCUUUAAGACUAUCAAGCGCCCCUCCAGUAAAUGUCUAGUAAAUACUUACUGCUUGUUGCAAUUUAUUUGUCAUUUCAGAGUGACAUUAGAGACUAUGAUUCCUUGUACAAAGCCUGCGAAGGAGUCGACUGCGUGUUCCAUGUAGCUUCUAUUGGAAUGUCGGGAAUUCAUCAAGUGAGUGAAUCUAUAACCUUUUACUACAUAUAACCAUAUUGUCUGCAACAAAUUUAAAAUAUGGUAAUAUUUAAAGGAACGGUAUAGGGUCAAGAACACAAACAUAUAUUCCUGACCCUGUAGGGCUGAAAACACUAUCUAGCCCCCCUGACCCAUGUUUUCCCCCUUAAAUAUAGUAAAAUCUUACCUUUAUUCCAGUCUGCUGGCACUGGAUCUGCCUCUGAUCUGCCUCCUUGGCUGACAUCGUCAGAAGUGAUUGAAGCAAUGCAUCUCUAUGAGAAAAGUUUAGUGUCUCCAUGCAGAGGGUGAAGACACUGAAUGUCAGUCACACUGUGCAGCACUGCCCCAGGAAGCACCUCUAGCAGCCAUCUGAGGAGUGGCCAGUUGAGUUAUUCCUAGGCUGUAAUGUAAACACUGCAUUUUCUCUGAAAUGACUGUGUUUACUACAAAAAGCCUGAUGGGAAUGAUUAUAGUCACCAGAACAAAUAUAUUAAACUGUAAUUGUUCUGGUGACUAUAGUGUCCCUUUAAAUAUAAAUUCAUAGUGUAAAAAACACAUUUAAUUGUAAAAAUUAUUAAAUUUGUCUAUUUUACUGUUUUUCUCAUGUAUUUUUAUUGAACAUUUUAAGCUUAGUGCAGUAUUUCUGUACUGUAUGUGAGACAAUGGGUUUCCAAAAUUUUGUUACUUGUGCUUUUUCAGUGGAACUAUUCAAAGAUUUCAAGUGUUUUCCCUUUGUCUGUUUCCUUGCAACUGUCAGAACCAAUCUAAGAGCAUUAUUUACUAAAGCAGGCGAGGCAACCAUGGGCACUCCAGAUGUUGUGAACUACAUAUCCCAUAAUGCUCUUUCAGAAAGCAUGCUUGUGACGAACUGCUGGUACUCCGACUGAGUACCUCUGCCUCGCUUGCUGAGGACUCCGAACACUCCAACCGACACCAUCAGCACUGCUGACCCCACUUCCAGCGAUACAGCUGCGCUGGGGUCUCGCCGUCUCUGACCCACCCUGGAUCCACGACCAGGAUCCAGCUCCCAGUGGGUGAACCUCUCCUAAAUCCAGAGAGCGUAGCAGGAACAAAUCAAGCUCUCAUAAGAGCUUGCUCUGGGGAGUAAGUGAUAUAGCAAUCCCUAGAGUGUAGGUAUCCCUUCCCCCAAGAAUGAGCCAAGGCUUCAAGAAAGGUGCAAGUAGGUCUGGUUUAUUGAGGGCUACCUGCCUGGUAUUUAUGCAAGUGUCCACCAGGUGGACACUCCCCUAGGGGACCUGAUGGAACAAUGGGACACAUACUGGAUAUUAGCCAAUCACAGACAAUACAAACAAAACACUCAAACAGUGACAUCACAAUCCCUCCUUUCUAUCCUGGAGAUAAUUGGGAAGUAAUCAAAUAAUCUCCCAGGACAGAGGCAAGACUCCAGUAACCACAUGGUUACAAAAAGACAUAAAAUUACACAAUGUUACAAUUACUAUAUAAAACAUAUACAUGCAACAUAUCCCCGGAUAGCUUAGAUCUGAGCGCACAUUAUUACCGAAUGGCGCUCAGAUCACAUACAUAUAGUUCAAUCGCCAUGGAGCCAAAGUUUUUUCCAUAGUCUUUCGUUACAUGAGUAGGCUCCAUGGCAUAGCUAUCUGGGGUAGCACUACUCACAUACUGAAAGUCCUGGCAGAAAUACACAAAUAAACCUUUCUGCAGGGUAAAAUACAGCUAUCAGCACAGGGGCCAUAGUCGGAAGGCAGGAGGCUAGCCAGUAGUCCCCUCCAGGCACAAGUGGUGAAGGGCACUUCGUCACAAUGAUGGCAAAGCAUCAGAGAAGUUUUCGACCCAUGUACUAAAUAGUGUGAAUUAUCAUGAAUUAAAACUGAAUGCAAAGUGUUUUUUAGUUGGAUAAAAAAAAUAAUUCAGUUUAGCUAUAUUGGCCUAAAAUUUAAAAUUCACUUUGAACUCAAUGUGCCAAUCCAGUACAAUGUUCAUUAACUUUUGAUUUUGGAAGCUCUUAGCAAACAAAUAUGUGGUUAGCCCUAAAUUGUGUGCUACGUUAAUCAGCAAUUUGUUUGGCAGAGUCAUGAUGAAAGGAAUGGGCCGAAUGAAAAUAAUUUCUCCUGCUUUGACAACAGAGCAAAUUCUACCCAUCUAUGAAAUAUCAUUUUUGGAGCCUUUAGUUGCCCCCUGGGGUGAAUACAUGGCCAGAUUAACAGAGGGGCUAAUAGAGCUGAAGCUCUGCCCACGCACAUGGAAUAGGCCCAUUGAUAAAAAUAAAUAUUCAUAUAUUUAUUACUACCCUUAACAUGUUCUUAUUUGUGCAGAGGAAAUUAAGUAUGUGAACUUAGGAGGGAUGCAGGAGGGACAAAACGUGUGGCCUGGCUGAGUAUACAUUAGUUAAAGGACCACUAUAGUGCCAGGAAAACAUACUAGUUUUCCUGGCACUAUAGUGCCCUGAGGGUACCCUCACCCUCAGGGGCCCCCUCCCGCCCGGCUCUGGAAAGGGGAAAAGGGGUAAAACUUACCUUUUUCCAGUGCUGGGCGGGGAGCUCUCCUCCUCCGAUCCUCCUCUUCUCCUCCUCCUGGGCUGAAUGCGCACGCGCGGAAAGAGCUGCGCGCGCAUUCAGCCAGUCACAUAGAAAAGCAUUCAUAAUGCUUUCCUAUGGACGCUUGCGUGCUCUCACUGUGAAAAUCACAGUGAGAAGCACGCAAGCGCCUCUAGUGGCUGUCAAUAAGACAGCCACUAGAGGAUUAGGGGGAAGGCUUAACCCAUUCAUAAACAUAGCAGUUUCUCAGAAACUGCUAUGUUUAUGAAAAAAUGGGUUAACCCUAGCUGGACCUGGCACCCAGACCACUUCAUUAAGCUGAAGUGGUCUGGGUGCCUAGAAUGGUCCUUUAAGGUAAAGCUGACUUUGCGCACUAUGUCAAUGUUUUUGCUGCUUCGGUCUCUCUAACACAGUGGCAUGUCCCCUUUCUGCUACACUCACUGCAUCCACGUUUUUGUCUGUCCCAGGCUGCAGACUUGGAGAUUCUGCCUGCUAGUAAGAAGGGAGAGGAGUGGACAAGUGAGGAAUCGGGGGCAGCAGGUAUCUCUCCCCAGAGUGCACGCUCAACAUUAGACAUGGCUGGCUGGCCUACAUUAUUGGCAGGCAGCCUGGUAUGCAUUGAUGUCAGACUCACAUUCCAAAUCUUUGGGCAGACCCCCUUUCCAGGCAAUCAAGCCUUUUGGGCGGUGCUUCUGACAUGAUUCAAGUCAAUGACCCACCUUCUUUUAGCCUGCUCAAAGAGAAUUUUCAAAAGUGACCUUUAAUUUGAAAUUCGUUUAUAAAAAUAACCCUGUGAGUUUAGAGAAUAAGAACUCAAUGGAACAUGUGUAGCCAUAAACAUCUGUGAUAAUGAACAGAACAUAGCAUGAAUUUUAGCCGAACAAACAAAUAUUUUGGUGUCAAGAUAACUAUAGCAUAUAUCCACACUUUCUUUCAGAAGCAAUGGAUUGAGUCAAUAAACAUUGGAGGAACAAAAGUCGUCAUUGACGGUACGUAUAAUGUUUUAUGUAUGUAUUGUGUAUGUAAAUAUAACGUAUAUAUUGAGUAUGCGUAUUUUGUUUAAGCAUGUGCAUAUAUAUUGUGUAUAUGUGUAUUAUCCUCAUUAAAGAAUGUGUAGAGACUAGGUGUAGUCAACCUUCGGCACUCUAGAUAUUGUGGACUACAUCCCCCAUGAUUCUUUGUCAGCAUUGUGGCUGUAGGAACAUUACAGGAGAUGUAGUCCACAACUUCUGAAGUGACAAAGGUGCCCAUAUCCCUGGCGUAGAGUAACAAACUUUAGAUGCGAUGUUGUGGCAUGCAAUUUAAUGCUAUAUCAAAAUGAAAAGACAUGGUUGAUUAAAUAUAUUUAGUGAUCUCAUAUACCCAAAUCUACAGCUCUCCACUGUCUAUUUAAGAAUCAAAUUUAUUUAUAUCCCGAAGUAAAAAUUAUUUGGAAUUUUCUUAACAAUUAUGUACAUUAUGUAAGAUUAUGUAAUCUGUCAAAUCAGAGGCUGUAUUAAAAUCACACUCCAGUUAUUAUCAUAAUAAUAAGAAUUAGGAUUUACUUCAUUAAAAUAAUUGUAUUAACUAUGCAAUGAGCAUGGUAAUUUACCUUGAAAAUUAUUAUUAUUAAUUUUACUAGCAUUUAUAAAGUGUCAACAUAUUCUGCAGUGCUGUUGUAUAUUUGGGGGAGGGGAAGGGACAGUUCAGCGUACACAGACCAAUACACAAAAUAAAGAGGGCCCCCUUUGAAGCUCUUUUGUACAAACCGCCUUGUUAGAUAGUCCAUGUCCUUUGGUAUGUAAAUUCCUUAAACAGUCAAUCAAUAAAUAAAGGUAUAGCUUAUAGAGUGAGCAAUUAAAGGGAUACUCUAACCUUCAACACAACUGUAACUUAAAGGACCACUAUAGUGCCAGGAAACAUACUCGUAUUAUUAUACUAUAUGGGUUAUAUAAGCUCUAUCUAUACCCCCCUUAGUUGCAAGAUCCAUUUAAUGGUUCAUACAGACUGUUUAUUUUUUGUGCAACUAUUUGCAACAUACUUUCUACAUACAGUCCUCAAUCAACGUUAUAAAUUGGCUUGGUCCUAUCUUUUAACAUUUGGUUUUUUUUUUUAUUAUUUAUUAUCACUACUAUUCUUUGUGUGUUUUUCACCUAGUUAGUACACAGUUAUAUUUACUUUUUUUCCCUUUUGUUCCUUAUGAGAGACUAAUAAAGAUUAUAUAGUUCUACUUUUUGCUCUUUACUCAGGCACUGUCCAUUUACUCUACUUAGAGCAGUCUUUUCUUCAAGGAUACCAGGCCUAAUGGGGGGCUGGUUUAUUCAAUCAGCCACAUUAUAGUCCUUCUCUCUUCAGAUGCCACAUAACAUCCCCACCAGAAGUCACCAUCACUGGGAGCAUAAGACUGACACUUCAUGUAGGUCCCUGGUUAACUUUUAUCUUUAAGUCAUCCUGUGCCCAUUAUAGGUGUAGUGUUUGUAUCGUAAUGUUAUUUUGGGGAGUGUUAUUUGGGGGAUAUUGUGUUAUCCCCUGUCUGGUUGUGGGGCCAAUGCAGCACCACCUGUUGGUUACAAUAAUUAUGUGCACUACCUGAAUAGCAAGACUAGUAAAUUUGCGUAUCUGGUAGAUUUGCAUAUUAUGGUUUAUGCAGGCAGUGGAUGUAUUUCUUGUCAUUCUUUGUCUUCCCUACCCCUUUAUAAAUAUUGUAUUGUAUUAUUAUGAGUGCCGGUAUGAUUCCGCAUAUGAUUUUGUUAUAUGUAUUGGAUUGAGUGUGUCACCAUAAGUUUAAUGUAAUGUGGAUAAGGGCUAGUCCUGAGUAAAAAAUAAAAAUAAAGUAUUGGGUGUUAGUUCCAUUGGGAACGCUGUGUCCUGUUUUAUAUGUUCAGGGAAUCCAGUAGUAAAUUGGAUCUGCUGCACUAUUCUCUGGUCAAAGAGACGUAUCAGUAAAGUACUAGGCCUCAGAGUAACAAAUGAGAUGUAAAUGAGAUGUUGGAAGCAAAGCAGGCAGAGGGGUUGAUACCUGUCUGGGAGAUGUAGCACGGGCAGAGGGGUCAAUACCGGCCUGGGAGAAGAUGGAAGGUGGAUACCUGGAAGGACAAUACUUUCCAGAGGCCUGCCCAGUUGGGGUAGCUGUAGCUGCUGGCUUCACCCCCCGGUCUCGGUAGCGUUCUUCAUUGGCAGACCCACAUUCCCAGUGGCAGUCGCACCUCCCUGCUGUCUGUCACCCGGGGCCCUAGCCACACCUCCACUGGCUGAUACUCACACAGCUUUCCAACACACUUCCUGAAACAAAACCUGGAAUUUGUGAUUUAAGGGUUUCUCUUUAAGUGUCCAGAUACAUAUUGUAUGGUGAGGGAUUUUAAAGGACAGAAUUUGCUUUAAUUUAAUAUCAUAUCUGUAUGCCUAGCACAACAUUAAAUGUGAAUAAAAUGUUAAAAAUGGGGGGAACGGGAGGAGACAGAUACUUUUGUUCACAUUUUUGUUUAUAAUCAUUUUUAUACAUCCAAUGCAACUAAAUAAAAAAACUCCAAAUAGAGUCAUACAUCAGUCCUGAUUGUUAAAUUCCUCAUAUGUCUAGGUUCUAAAUUAAUAUCUGGUAUUUAUUACUAGCUCUAUACCAACCACUCUCUAACGCUACACCAACCAUAUCCCUAAUGCUAUACCAAACAUACCCCUUAUCCUAACCUUAUCCUAACUUUAACCAUAUGCCUAGCCUAACCUUACCUAUACAUUUAACCCUACAUGUUCCCUAACACUAAAGAGUAUAACCUAACCCAAACUCUACAGCUAACCCUACCAUAACACUAACUCUGACCCUACCCUUACCCUAAAUCUAACCCUAAGAUUAGCACUAACCAUAACCCAAAGGAAAACACCUGCUAAUAUCAGUUCUGAUAUGAGCAGAUAGACUUUCUACUUAAGUUUUAAACAUUUGUAUUAGUAUUUUUCAGGAGGUUGAACAGACUAAUGAAAAAUUAUUUUAGCUAAGCAGAUAUAAAAAAGAACAUGAACAUGUCAUGUUGUUAGUUUAGAAUGGGAUCAUCAAACUUCUUGCACAGUAACAACCCACAAUACAAGGACCGUGUAUAAUUCCAUGAAUAAACACAACAUAGAGCAAAACUAAUAGCCUGUAGUUAAAAUAAUAGGUCUAAAACCUUUUUAUGCCAUAGCCAACCAUGCAUUUUUCAUAAGGCGGGUAGGGAGAGAUCAAAUAGACAUUAGAGAAAACCCCUACAGAGAUGUGAAGAGGAGAGGAGUGUCCUGGAUUGGUAGUAACUGUGCGAGCAGGAACUGCAAUCUGAAUUUUAAAUAAUAGUGAUUGAAUUUUUAUUCAGUACAAUUUAAUGCAGCUUGCCAAUUCGUACAUUGAAAAGUACUAUGAAAAAUGUGUUUCUUUUAAGGACCUAGGCCCUAGAUCUUGAAAAGAAAAAAAAUUCCAUAGUACUUUUAAUGGUUGCCAGAUCUGAAAGAGACUCAUUGUCAACCAUUCUUUAUGAUUCUGAAUUUCCAACUGAUCCCUAUGAAAAGUAUGUUGUAAUUUGGUACAAAAUAUGGUAGAUUGGUGGAGAGGUACUCUGAAUUCAAUGGUGUAGGAUAGUUAUCCGGGCUACCGCAGCUAUAACUAAAAGUAGUUUAGAUAUAGCAGAUGGGCUGCUAGUGAAUAUUCCCAAGAUCACCAGUUCCCCCAAAAGGAGAAAUUAAAUAUGGUUUUCCUAUUAAAAACAGUAGACUGUGGUAUGUGACUGCCAUCUACUGGCUGUUUUCAUAAUUACAUUCAAUGCUUACAGCCAAGCACUGAUCACAGUUGGCUGAGGACAAGCAAGAAGACCAUGUCUGGGUGGUCUCCAUGAAGCAGACUGUAGCCCAGAAACACUGACUGAGUGUGAUUACACAGCCGCAGUGUUCUGGUCGGAAUUAAAAGGCUCUAGGCAACUCUAACGGAGAUUCUGUACUCCGACCGAGUACCUCCACUCAGCCUUUUGGGCGGGAGCCUGGAAUGCUUCAGCCCCAGUCGCCGAAGCUUGAGUGGGAUCUCUCCGGAACUCUUACACCCGACCAGACUCUUCUUCUAGGCAGGUAUCGUCCCCUCUGCCUAUUUCUCUGCAGCUUUGCUUUCAGGUAGGUAUCGUCUCCUCUGUCUAUUCCUCUUCAGCUCUGCAUAUAGUGAUUGCUCCUAUCUUUACAAAGACACUUGCAGCUCUCAAGCCUAUCAAUCUUGAUUUGUCCCUGGCCUAGAGGGAUCGUGCAGCCAACCAACAGGUUCAAAGACUCAGUUACUGGGAUCCCUAAAAAUCCACACAGAACACGCAGUUCUAAAAGGAACUAACAUGCUCAGCUUUAUUUUUACUCAGGACUAGCCCAUGUACUCAUUACAUAUAGAUUACUUUGACAACUCAGUAAAAAUACAAACAACCAUAUCACAUUAAAGAACAUACAGGAACUUAACAUAAUGACAUAUUUAUAAAGGGUUGGGAAGACAAUAAUUACCACAAAAUAUCUCUCCUGCCUGCAGAAUAAGCAAUAUGCAAAUCUACCUGAAUAUGCAAAUUAACAAAUCUUGCUAUUCAGGUAGUGCAUAGAGCUGGUGCUACCAACAGAGGGUGCUCUACAGGCUCCAAAUCCACCUAGUUGGCAGCAAGCAUUAGCAGGAUAGGAGAGCGCACAAAACAACUGACAAUACACAAAUACAUAUACACCCCCUGAACCUAUAAUGGGCACAGAGUGACUUAGACAUAGGAGUAGUCGAGGGUCCUACAUAAAGUGUUCAUCUGUAACUCAUGGUGAUGGUGACUACCGUUACAUCUGCAUACAGCUCAUCGGCCUGUCUGGGGCCACUAAACAUGGCCUCAGCUGACAGAGGAGAGCAUCAGGUAUCAAUCGAUACCUGGUACUCCGUCGUGUUAGCAGGAAUUUAACCUUGUCAACACCAAAAUAUUCCAUGCCAUCCUUAAAGUCCACUCUGUGUAGGACAGCAAGGAAUGCCCUACUGUCGGGAAGAUGCUCAUUUAGAUUUUUUUUUAUUAGCUUGCUAGAGCUUACAACAGCCUUGUGUGUGUGCCUAAAGCUCAAUUAACAUAGCAGAAGAUAAGAAUUUCUAGAUAAGAACUUAGAACUUCUAAAAUAAAUGCACUGUGUUGUAAGAUCUGAUUAAAAAUAUAACCUUUUUUUAUGGGGUAUGUGUGAGUCGCAGCCAGGGGAGUUGUCCCUGGGGCUACAUAAGCAGAACCAAAAGUGAUUCAGCCAUGUAUGUGCACCAACAGUUAUUCUCUAUUGUCUUCCAUUCUUCUUUGCAGGGACUUAAGCAGGGAAGACCAUAGAGACUAACUGUCUUUAAACACUGUCCAACCAAAGGUGCAUGUGUCUAGCGAAGGGUGCAUAAUUCAUUGUUGCACAAUAGAAUAUUAAUGUAAUUUGUGUUGUGCAUGUAUGAAUUGACCAUUUGGUAAGGAUCAGAUGACAGAAGGGGUAGUGUGAAUUGCAUAGGAAUGUGAAAGGGAACAGAUGGUUUACCAUAUGCAUUGAUCCUUUGAAUAAUCAAUAGUUCUGUAAGGUGUGAGAAGUCACACAAAAGUGGCCUGGAAGUCUAGCUCCAAUGUAAACUAGCUAACUUCAGCCAUAUGGCAUCUACCUUUUAAUUGAUGAAUGAGUGGAUUUCUUUGAUAUGUUAAUGAUCAUUAGCUCUCAAGAAAAGAGAAAAAAAACAAGCCUUGUUUUCCAGUAUCAUAUCUAAAAGAAAGAAACAAUAAUAUUUACCCACAGAAUAAUAAUUGAACCUCAUUUUUGUAAUAUUUGGAAUGUGACCAGCACAAUUUUCUAAUCAAGCCCGAGUUGCGUAACUUAACCAUAGGGGAAGGGAUUGUGAUGUUCGCUAUAUUGGGUCACAAGUAAGAAGUGUAACAUAUCUAUGGAAUGGAGAAAUGGUAACCAAUUCAUAGAUGCAAUUAUUAUUUCUGUGGCAUAGAGGAGAUAGAACCAAAUGUUUCCAUUUGGAUUGAUGUUGGUCUGGAACACAAGGGGGUGGUCAAUUAUAGUUACUAUAGGUAUACCUUAACUAUAUCCCUAAGUGACCAUUGAUAAUCCACAGGGUAUAUCUCUAAUGAUACUGAAGUGUGCAUUGUACUUGCUUGAGGCCAUCUGAAGGGCUACAAGCAGAAAGGGGACACCCGGGCAAACUACUCGCUACCUGACUCACCUUUAUCACCGCCCAGGAACCGGGAAUAAUCCACUGAGGCCUACCGAGGCAGCCGCUUUCCUCGCUCGCAAACUUGCACAGGGACCCCUCAGCUCUCCUAUCUCCUACCCCCCCCACCCCUUUGGACCGGUGGGGGAUAUCCCAGUCUACACUGGGUGUUUGGAGCAACCUACUCGGGGUGAGUUUUCAGCCUCGAACACCACACACGUGGCAAAGCCCUCUCACGGCGCACUCAAGAUGGCGGCUGCUGACUCACCUUAUACUCACAGCCUACUUCCAAGCCAAAGGACUCAACAAGGUGCUGUCACUGACUCCCUGCAGCACUUAAAGGCAAUAUUUAUCUGGAAGCGUGUACAGGCUGCCAGGACCAAGCCACCAGACAAGCCAGUCAUGGGUAGGCAAGGCCGCACGCAGCGUGGGGCGAAGUGGUCAGCCCCGGGCACAGCACCCAUUUAUCCAACCAUCCUCACUCUUCAUAGCCCACCCGGGCUGAAGGCCACAAUAGCUGGGACCCAGAAGCAUCACCCACACCUGCGGAGGCGCCAGCGCUGUAAGCACAAGCAGACCACCAGGCCUUCCAGAACUCCCACAAGUGGAGGAAACUCGGACUCUGGAAGUCACUGAGAUUGUGGCAUCGAGAUGCAGGCAUCUACACCAGCCUGGGGCUGGAGGGAUACCCUCACCUGCACCCAUGUAGCAGCAGCCCUCCGAGAUCCACGAGCGGGCUCCAAUUGUUUCCCAGCAGAGGGAGUCAGUUGACAGAGACAGUCACACGCAUACUAUCCCGUGUCUCCAGUGCUCUCUUCACCAUACCCAUGUGCACCUUACACAGAUAUGUGGACUCACUUACUCAUGACAGCUACACUCAUGACAGCUACACUUGAGGCUUUUCCUAGCACUCCAGACUGUUUAGCGUAGUCUGAUAUGGUUCGAUGUUUGUGAUUUUCUGUUUACCCCCACACGAUAGACACACUCUCAUGCACACAUAUGGAAUUAUGUGUCUCGUCCAACCUAACUGCCUAAAUAAUGUUCUUGGCCUGUACUCAGCAUGUUUGCCCAAACAAUCUCUAAUUUUAGUAAACAGGGCCACAUAAUCUAUUGUAUCCUGCAGUCUAAAAUGUGUGAUCUCGUUCAAUGUCCUGCUACUGAUACCAGCAUGUUUUCAUAUAUUAACCCUUUCUUGACAACAAUCAUCUUUAUUAUCGUGUUAUAGUAUUUACAAAAUUGUGCAAAUGUAUCUGAUACCAUGCCACUGUUUAUUCUAACUGCCACUACUGUCUUGGUAUCGCAGGCAUGAUUGUUAUUACGUGCACUACAAAAAUAAAUAAUUUAGAAAAAUUUAAAAAAUAUAUAUAUUUAUAUUAUUAUGCUUAAGUGUGAAAGGUGUUAAGGGGGAUUUUAUCCUUAUUUCUAGUCUAGUGCAGAAAAAUAGUGAACUUUAACCCUUUCACCAGCACAACUACGUCACGCACACUCUUGAAGUAGGAUGCGUUCGUGACAAAUUGGUGUUAGAAGUGGGAUAACUAAAAGCUUUUUUCAUCUUUUUGCACCAGAUUUUAGUGUUGCUGGAUUUGUUCGUUAACCCCUUAAGGACACAUGAUGGAAAUAUUCCGUCAUGAUUCCCUUUCAUUCCAAAAGUUGUGUCCUUAAGGGUUUAAUCCACACACUAAAAGAAAUUGUGUCUCAAUUUCCAAAGGCUGAGGUUGAUAUAUAUAUAUUUUACACCUCAACAGCCCCACCCUCCUCACUGUUUUUUCUUUGCUAUCUUUUAUUUACUAAAAGGAGUACCAGGCACAGUACAAGGCAGUGCUAGACCAGCUUUGCCGGGAGAGAUCUAUUUCCUAUCGGUGAAAAACAAAAGAGGAACUAUUACAAGCAUUGGUGGACUAUGAUAUACAACAGGCAGUGCAAAGUGAUGCCUCAAACACUGCAGAGGAGAUACCUGCAGCUUUUAUCCGUGAUGUGCCGAGAUCCGCAGAUCCCUUGGAUUCUUACUUGCAAACUGUGUUUAAAUAUGUGGACUCAGCAGACUCAAACCAAAUACUUCAACGUAUCAUUAAGUAUCAGGAGGCGGAGAGAGAGAGCCUGCUGAGCGCCAAGCCAAGAGGGAGGCUGCUGAGCACCAAUCUGAGAGGGAGCACCAAGCUGAGUUCCAGGCUGAGAGAGAAGCUACGGAGCUCCAACCUGCCAGAGAGCAUGAGCUAAAAAUGGCCAAGUUGGAGAGGUUGACUGCCUCCCCUAUAAGUACUAAUUCAUUAGACUCUUCUGCACCCAGACCACGUCCAACUUUGGUUAAAGAUGGUUUUCUGGAUAUUUUCCUGCAAAGUUUUGAAAAGGUUUGCAGGCAGUACCAGCUACCAAAGGACCCGUGGGCAAAGUACCUCACCCCUGGUCUCAGAGGUCCUGCACUGGAAGCAUUUGCUGAGCUUCCAGCAGAGUCUGACCAGGACUAUGAUACGAUUAAGGCUGCCUUGCAGAGAUGGUACAACGUUACUCCUGAGGUGUACCAAAAGAAAUUCAGGACUUUUCAGAAGCAUUCCACAGAAAGUUAUGCAGCAGUUGUAGAACACCUGGCAACAGCAUUCCGGCAGUGGACUCGAGUGCUGGAGAUCAAAAGCCUGGCUAAAUGAUCUUGUAAGGAUAAGUUUUUUUACUUUCCUUAUUUUAUAUACUUCAUUUAAAAAAUUCUAUUUGCUUUUGAAACUUGACAAAAGGAUUACUAUGUUAAAUUUAUUUUUUUAGGUGACAGUUGUCUUUUAACUCCUAAAUGGCAGACAAUUAAGCAGUGAUAUUGCUGGGGCAUGAUCUAUACACCAGAAUGCUUUAUUAUGCUAAAGUUGCUUUUGUGCGUAGAAUAUCUCUUUAAGAAAAUGGACAAGAAAUGGGCAAAUGUGAUUAAAAAGAAAUGGUCAAUUUGGAUAGGGCUAAUGUUUAACCCUGCCCAUUGUUCUCUCAAAACAGCUCUUAAAAUGUGGAGCAUUAGGCAACUGACUUUUGGCUACUAGGGAAAUAAGUCCUGGCCACGAUAUAGGCUGAAGAGGGAUCUGUAUGUUCAGUUAUAUAGAAAAAUGUAUUCCCAAAAUGUAACUAUAUAAACACCAACUGCAUUCUGUUUAACAAUAGCUUCCAUUUUAUAUACCAUGCUUUUUAGAGUAGGUAAAUAAAAAAUAUAUGAUCAUAUAGAGCAAGCUCUAAUGUCGGGUUUCUUUCUCCUGCUGCUAUACAAUGAUGCCCUGUUUCUGUUAUUAGUGGGCUGGUCUAAGACCGAGAUAGGUUUUAAGGGUAGGGGGAAGGGUUUGGAAAAAAAAAAAAACUCCCCUAGAUAAGAGGCUUGCCUAGCAAUGCAAUAUGACCAAGUUUAUAGUAAGUUUAUAAACAUGUAUAACAUUAUUUUCAAAGUUUUUCUUCCUAUAUUUUUUACUGGUUCUUGUUUAAGUCCCCUGGUGCUAUCUUUUCUGAUUGUUCUUCCUGGUAUUUCAUGUCCCUUUUAAUGUAUGUUUUGAUUUUUGCAGUAUGUAUUCAGAGAAGUAUACCCAGCUUAAUUUACACUAGUUCUGUUAAUGUGGCUUUUUCUGGCAACUGUAUAGUGGAUGGUGAUGAGGAAACUGUGCCUUAUAUACCGCUGGAUAAGGUAAUCAUCAUUUAAAAUAAACUGUCCUAAAUAAAAUGGUCUUAUUUUAUGAAAUAAAUGUUUUCCUAAAAUUCUAUUGACGAAAUGUCCUGCCUAGUAAAUGCUGUUGAAACAAACAUUUCCAGCAUAACAACUUCAUCAAAAUUGGGUUGUUAUGAUGCCAGGAGGUCCCUGGCACUGAUUCACCUUUAGGAGUUAAAUCAUUUUCGAACAGUUUAACUCCAAAGUCUGUUUUCCAGCGCUGAAUCUCACUGCCUCUACAUCCAUCCAUUUUCUCAAAAUCUUUAAACCAGAAGACUUCUGCAGAAUGGGGCAGCGGCACCACUGGCUGGCUGAGAUCGGUCAUCUGACACUCUCAGCCAAUCAUUGACUUCCGAUUCAUAAAACUGGUUUUAAAAAGGCACAUUUCUUUUCAUGCCAGUUUUAUGAAUGGUGAGUCACUGACUGGCUGAGAGUGUCAGUUGACCGAUCUCAGCCAGCCAGUCAGAGGCACGCUGCCUGGAACACAAAUUUUGUGGUUAAAGUGUUCCAGAAUGGUUCAAGAACGGUUUAACCCCUAAGGGUAAGCCAGUGCCAUGGACCUCCUGGCACCAUAACAACUUCAUGUUGAUGAAGUUGUUAUGGUGCCCACACUGGUCCCUUAAUAAAUAGGGUCCUCCAUGUGUUCUUAAAGAUAACUUAUUAUUUCAGGAUGUUAUUAUUGAAAUUAUUAUAUAAUUAUAUUAGGAAUUUUGAUACACAGUAAUCCUAACUCCAAAGUUUGUUUUCCUUACACGGUGACAGGCAGAAUACGCUACAGCACACCAUUUUCUCAAAAAAACGCUUGAGCUUUGUCAACCUAGUGCCUACCUUCCCUCCGCACAGACAAAAGCGCUUUACCAGAUCAAUGCAACCUAAUGGGAUCACGCCAAUGAUUGACUUCCGCAUACUCAUACUAAACCUGUCCUGGUUUUAAUUCAAAUGGUGUACUGCAUCGUAUUCUACGCUUUUCAUGCCAGUUUUAAGAAUCAGGAACAUGUGAGAGUGGCCACUGGACUAACAUCUGCUCUUCUGAAAUUUCCACAGCGUCAAGCUUGACCUUGGAUCACAGCCCAGCCAGCCAUUAAACUAUGGCACGCUGUAACUGCAGAACUAUAGUCCCAGUACAACUUAGUUCUGGUGAGUUAUGUUUUCUGAAGAUGCUGACAGGGGAAUGGUUUCAAAGAUUGUGUGGUAUUCAGCCAAGCAGGCACAUCACAGACUGCAAUAAAAGUAAUAUUUUACAUUAAGGGGGCAACCAUUGGCACCUGCCUCCUAUAGUCCUAGGAUAUAACAAUUCUGCAAUCCACACUUGAGUAAUGAUGUUUGAAUUUUGAAUGUUACUAAAUGAUUCUCAUCUCUCCAUUAAAGCUGGACUGUUAGCCAAUGGAUUUACUAAAUUUGUAUUUGAUAUACCAUGGCAUUGUUCGGAUCUGUUUCAGAUAUUUCAUGGUAGAGCUGGCCCCUGUUGGAAAGCAUGAAAGCUGGGUUUGACAAUUAUUUAAAAAAUUUAGGUGGGUGCUCCCCCUUUCUCCCUUAAAAAAUUGGAAAAUUUAAGGAAGCAGAUCGGAGGCGGGGCCAGGCCCGCCCCCAUUCAGUCUCCUUUCUAACAUCAUCAGAAUUAAAUGAUUUCCCAUAGGGAAAGAUUGGAUUGUCUGAAAUUGGCAAGGGGCCGCGGCAGGACCAAACACAGGCUUGGCCAUUAAGUAUAUCUUCAUAGAAAUGCAUUGAUUUACACUUUCACUUUUUCCCUUUUUUGUCCACAACUCUCCCUCUUUACAUCCUUCCCUUUCAAUACAUUCCUCCUUUCUUCAUACGUUUCUGCUUUCCACUCCUCACAUUUCAUUCCUCACACGCACACACCUACUACUCUUUCUAGUUUCGGACGGUUCUCUACUUCUUCGGUCUAUUACUUCUUAUAGAUCUACAGGGCUCAUUUGCUCAUCUUCAUACCCUUUAUGUAUAUACUUUAUCCUCCUGUUGUUGUUCUUAUAACCUUUUAGUGUAUAUAACACACUAUACACCUAUUACACUUUUGAACCGCGUCACUAUGGUUACCAGACGCGAUCACGGCCACAUAGAGGCACGUACAUCCAUCAUUAUGCACAAAUCCUUCAUGCAUGCACGGUCUACACGUCUGAGCACGGAUCAAGGGGGUACACUUGCACUCUGUAAGUGAUUACCUUUCCUAUGCUUUAUGCCUUAUAUAAACACUCUGUUUAUGUGUAUGCACAUCUUGAUGAAGACCUUUUGGGUCGAAACGUUUAUCGCUUCAUACAACACAAAUUUAUUUUUGAAAAUCCUUUGAGUGCUCUCUUCAUUCAUUUUCCUAUAUUUCCACGCUGUGCAGCACUGAGGUCUAUUCAAUGAUGCUACUUAAAGGUAGAGUGCCAGAUCCUCUUGUUUAUAUAUAUAUAUAUAUAUAUAUAUAUAUAUAUAUUCUCAGAUGCUAGCACUCCUCCCAGACUUUACAAAAAAAAAUUAUACUACCGUGCCUACCUAGGUGCAAUGGCCGCGUAUAUAUUCAGAAAAAACAGUAAUAGGGAGCACUCAGGUCUAAAAUCGUGUAGAAAAGUUAUUAAUCGUUCGACCCGGAUCUUGAUAAAGACUCAAAUGUCGAAAUGUUGAUUUACAUUUUGCACAGUACUUGAUAGAAAUACAAUAAAUAAUUUCUACAUGAAUUUUAGACUGGAGUGCUCCCUAUUACUGUUUUUUCUAUUUAUGUAGGACUGGGCCUGUAGUUGUAGGAGGGGCUUGGUUUCCCUUCUUAAGGGACGCCAACUGCUCCCUAUUAUCGUUUUCAGUAUGACGAUUUGCAUACCGUGACUUCCGGUCUGUGCAAAUCACCAUUUUAUUACCUUCAACUAGUGGGAAUGCUUACCUGGUCCUCCAGCCCCUGGUCGUCCCUUUCGCUGUCUUCCAACUCUCCAGAACCUCAACAGGACUCCCAUACCUGCUCCAUUCACUUCGUGAUUGAAUCGUAAAAACAGUUUGAGUCGAGCCGCCUGUCGCACCUCAGUCGUGGCGCUCAGCGUCAUUCCGGGAUGGCUCUAUGCUUUAAUUUCCUUUCGCAUACAUCUGUUCAUUUUUCUGUUUUCUCGCAGCUAUGCGAAUGAUUAGGCUAUAGUACGGUCUUUCAGCUACUUCCACCGUUCUGUUCGUUAUAGCACUUGUUAGGAAGCCACAACAGGCACGGGAGGCUCCGUCGAAUACAAGUUGUCUAAUUUUGUAUUUCUCGUAAAUUACAGUAUCUCCUUGAUUGGAAAGGGUACGGUCCCGAGGAGCGAUCGUGGGUCAAUGCAUCAGAUGUUCACGCCCGUCGCCUGGUUCGUCUGUUUGAGAGGCGGCGCUCUUGUGGGUUCGGUUCCACCCGCCCUGGGGCGGUUCUCGAGGGGGGGGUACUGUAACAAGCGCUUACCUUUCCCCGCCGAUCCUGCGCAGCGCCGGGUCCUCCUCCUAUCCUUCCGGGGGGCGGCUCAGCCUUUCUGACGCCGGCCGCUCGGAUCACGCCCACAUUUAUGACGCGGCGCAUGCGCGCUGACGUCAGACUAAAAAUGGCGCCAAAAUUCAAACGUGGCCACGCUCCCGGACUUUUUGGGGGCGUGGCUACAAAAUUAAAGCCAAAGAACCCACACUAUAAAAGGGCUAUCAUGACACCAGGGCCGGUGCAAGGAUUUUUGCCGCCCUAGGCAAAAGAAAGAUUUGCCGCCCCAGGGCCUAAAUGCCUUAUAUGAUCUGCCAUAUGAACUAGUGCCAGUGCUGCACACAGUGUGUGUUUACAUUAAAAAGCCUGCAGGGACAAACUAUAGAAACCAGAACAACUUUAUUAAGCUGCAGUGGUUCUGGGGACUAUAGUGUCCAUUUAUUGUGAGGUAGAUUAGUGUCACUAAUAAUAUACUAGAUUGCCUACUUACAAUCAGAUGAGGAUGAUGAUGGGCUGUGGCUGCAGUCUGGCUCCACUGGUCUGGUGUAGAACAGGAUCUCUGGAGGCUGUUUGUAACUGUGGUCACAAAAUUUAAUGUUCUGGGAGAACGGGAAGCAGCUCAAUUUUGUGGGGCCUCUUACAUAGCUCAAGGUCUGGGCCCCAGGGUCCACCUACAUGAGUCCGCUCACAGGGAGUAGAGUGUGUAGGGGAUGUGUUAUGUGUUACUGUAGAGGAUCUAAUGUGUGUGCUUAUGGAGUGUAGUGUAUAGGGAUACCAGUUUGUGUAGGUGAUCCAGUGUGUUUGUGUGUAAGGGAUAGAAAGCAGUGAGUGUUUGUGUAUACGGGAUGUAUUGUGUGUUUGUCUGUAAGGGGUGCGUUGAGUGUGUGUAAGAGAUGCAUUGUGUUUCUGUGUGUGUGUAAGAGAAGCAGUGUGUGUUUGCAUAUGUGUGUAAGGGAUGCAUUGUGUGUUUCUGUGUAUGUGUGCAAAGGAUGCAUUGUCUUUGUGUCUAAGGGUUGCAUUGUGUGUUUCUCUGUGUGUAAGGGAAGCAUGUUGUGUUUCUGUGUGUAUAGGGAUGCAUUGUGUGUGUGUGUGUGCGCGCGUGGUGUGAAAGAGCUCCCUGUCCUGCCCCUGUCCUAUAGAGCUCUCCCUUCCAUUCCUUAGAGAUCUCCCCUGCCCCUUAGUGGUCUCUCCUCUCCCCCCCACCUCCCUUAGUGGUCUCCUUUUCUCCCCGACUUUCCAUUAGUGGUCUCUCCUCUCCCCCCACCCUCCCCUAGUGGUCUAUCCUCCACCCCCCUCCUUUAGCGGUCUCUCCACCGCCCCCUCCCUCCUUUAGUGGUCUCUCCCUCCCCUACGUUCUCAUCUCCCACCCCCCGUGUUCUCCUCUUAUUCCCCCCUCCCCGUGUUCUCCUCUUCUUCUCCUCUGUAAUCUUCUCUUCUUCUCCCUCCUCCCUGUAACCUUCUCCACUCCCCCUCCCUCCCUGUAAUCUUCUCCCCCCCCUAUAAUCUUCUCCCCCCUCCCCUAUAACCUUCUCCACUCCCCCCUCCCUCCCUGUAAUGUUCUCCCCCCUCUUAUAAUCUCCAGUUUUCAUUAAUCUCGGAAUGUUCGGCUAUAUACGAAAGUUAGCCCACCACAAGGGUCAUUUGUAUUUUUAUAACUGAACGCCCUAUUUUAGUAGUAGGUUUCACACGAUUUCAUACAAAUUGUUUUACUUCACUGUUUCAGUUAAAAUACUGUAUGUUUUAAAUGUCGGCCUCUAGUGGUCAGUUUUGAUAUUGCACAGGAGUUUAAACAUGCAGUAAUUACCUGACUUCAAUUAAUGUCGACCUUUAGUGGUCAAUUUUGAUAUUGCAGAGGCUAUAUUUGAAAUUUGAUAUUUUAAAGUGAUCAAUUCAGGUCAAACAAGCGCUUGCUUGUUAAUUAUUUUUCUCAAGUCUUAUCAGUAUAUGCUGACGUUACGCAUGUUUCUCUUUGGAGGGGACUCAAUUGAGUAAUUAAGGUUAAUUGCUAGUUGUUAUAGGUCAAACCAUAGAGAGGUUAUCUACCUUCUAAUUUAAGUUACAUUAAAGCCAUUGAUCUUUCGGGUACGACUCUAAAGCUUUGUUUUCCAGAAGCAAUAAGGUGGGUGUGGCAGAAAUGCCUCUGCCACGAGUUCUUGGAGGCGCCUGCUUUCCAGCCUCCUGCCAAAAGGCCCUUUAAAAACUUAUGUGAUUUCUGUACUUUUGUACUCCCUAAUUCCCUGGAACUGUUUUGGGCAUAGGACCAUGUGCAUGGUCGGUCAAAAUUAUGACUUCCAUGGAAAUCCCGAACCCCUGAACUGAUCUGGGUGAUUUUUGGAUAUGUUGGUCCCCCAGAUCGGGGCUUUUGUGGGGUUUACAUGUGUUUUAGGGGUACUUUUGGGGUGUUGUUGUAUUGCAUGUUUUUCUGUGCUUGGAGAUAAUUGGAUUAGAUUAGUACAGUUCCUGAUACAAUUAUCUCCCAGGCACAGAGGAGGGAUUAUCUUAUUAUGUAUGGGAGUGUCCUGGGUCUAAGAGCCAAUGUAAUUGUGUAUUUGUUUCUACUGUGGUUUACUCUCAGGUCCAGGGGGAGUGCCCCUUGCAUGGGGACCUGCAUAUAAGGCCAGUUGUGGCUACCAUUAAACGAGUUCCUGCUUACCCUCAACGUAGAGUCUCAUCUCAUGUUUGUAAGGAACCGCUAUACCAGCUAUAAUUACCAUCUCUCGUAAGAGCUACACUGCUAUACUCUCUUGGAGGAGAGGCCUUCCCACUGGGAGCUGAAUCCAUGAGUUUGGAACAGGGUGGGAAGGGAUGGCAAGACCCCAGCCAAGCUGCGGCUGCUAUGGGGCUAUGGUGUCCGAUGCAGUGCUUAUGGUACUAGGUGACAGCUUGGAAGCAGCGAUUGGCGGAGGCACCCAGUCGGGGUUCCAGGCGGUACGUCACAUCGGUGGGUUGAUAUGUGUAUAUAUUAUAUUCAUAUCAUAGCGAUCAGAUGCAGUAUUACAGGUAUUAUAUCUGUCUCAGAUCCACAGAGCACUCCGAAUUGGAGCUCCAUCACUGCUACUAUUCACAAUUCACUGUGCAUUUUAGUGGUUACAGUUAUUCCAGCCCAAAUAUGGCCCUCAUUAGUUUGUCUAAUCCUUAACGUUUAUUUUCUACAUGUAAUCUUACGGAAUGUUUAUAUUUGUUUCGGUUAAUACUGAGUGUUAAAUAUCGGCCUAUAUCGGUCAAUAUUAAUAUUGCACAUGUCAAUAUUUUAAGUUAGUCUUAUGUUUUAUUAUAGAUAGUAUUUAAUUUAGGUAAAGCAAAUGUAUUGCUUGUUCAUCGUUUUUCAUGCUUUGUCAGUAGAUGCUGACGAUACACUGGUUCGCUCCAAUAAACACUAUUUGGUUUUCACUCAACUCAACGCCUCUAAAUGCUCACCCGGUGCAUUCCUAUACUCAUGUCACUAAGGCUCGAUUCCUUAACCUAUGACCAACAUCAACACUGUAUAACCUGCACCUAUGCUACUAUUAUUCCAUUGACUACGAUUUCUUGUAUCUGUUUCUAUAUUCAAGGGAGACCAGGUCUUUGAUACUUAACUGGGGAUUAGAUGUUAUCAUUAGUUCUGUAUAGUAAGUUACCUUAAUUAAUGCCUUGGUGUAUAAUUAUUAAACUAAGUUUAGGAUCCUUAUCCUAAUUCACCUGUUAUGGUGGCUUCCCUCAGUUCUACUCAAGUGUAGUAUACUCGCUUGACUAUAUUACCACGUGUAUGUCCCUUAACAGCACUACUGUUUUAUCUUAAGUCUGUUGUUCGUCUCUCAGGAUGUCCCGGGCAGGGCAACGCACAUACUUCUCACAUAAUAAUUUAUAUCUUUAGGUUCAUUAUUAGGACUGCUGCUUUCACUCGUAUCUGGUUUUUCUUCCAUAGGGGUCACAGGUUAGAGGAUAUUCGUAUCAAGGGCAUUACUGAUAACAUGGUUAUUACAGGUUAUGGAGUACUCAGCAUUUUAGGGCAACAUUACUCAUCAUACCCCUUAUACUACAUUCAUUAGGUAGGUUUUAUAGAUUAUUCUGUUGGAUCCAGGAGCUGGCCUUAUAUCUCACUCAAGUACGAUACAUCAUUGUAUCUUUAGGUGCUAGGUAUCUACAAUUUACUGCACAACCUCCUACUUAGAGCUGAACGUUACAUCGCCACAUAUCCUGUUGGCUAGAACAGGAUAUCUACUUUUACAUAAGAUACCACAAUUCCUACUAUAUCUCGUUAACCCUGUAGGUCUGCGCCAAUCCACCUUCUGUGUCAUACCGCAUUUCUGACUACUCGUUCUCAGAUAUGUCAAAUUACACAUACUAAUUCAAAACCUUACCCUGCCUCCCUUAGUUUGUUUCAUUACUGGCUGGCAGGGCACCAGGAGCCCGAUAGCUUAUACUUUCUCAGGCCUCUAUGUCUUACGUUAGUGGUCCCGCGAGGCCAACAUCGAUCCUCAUACUCGGAGGUAUUACACCCAUCAGCCCAACUCAUAGUUAGUCACCUAGCAUGGUGGCAUAGAGAGGGCCUCACCUGUCAUGCCCAUUCUAUCUUAUGCUUUAAAAGUCACAGAGAGGGCGACACCCCGCCACAAGUUCGGUGGCCACGUAAUCCCCUCACGCCAACGCAUAGAUAGAGCCUCUCAAACCGCUUGGCAUCUAGUAGGGCCUCACCCAUCACCAACUUGUUUAAUGGUUUCGCCACUUGGCAAUAGCUAGUAUACCAGUAUGUCGUAAGGGUACACACAACUACUUCAAGCUGUUUAACACAUGCGACAGGAAGGUGGAGGAUCCUGUCCCUGCCCUGCACUCCUACUAGGUCUGAUACAUCACACAAGGGACAUGGCUAGUCCUACUUCUAUAAGAUCUUGGACUAUACCUCGCAUCACAGCAGGACUUUUGAAUGGCACAUAAGGUAUCAGCACAGCUAUAUAAACCAAUUCUCAAAUCACAUACAGACAUAUUUUUCACAUAUAUAGGUACCACUAACCAGGCUUUUAGUAGGGAAACAACGGCUUAGUAUUAGAACGGUGUCUAGUAUUGGAAACCUACCCUGUUGUAUAAUUAUAUCGAGCAGAUUUAAUUACAUCGGACAUAACUAUGUGGAGCCUGUAGAAUUAAAUGUGUGUAAGUUACGUGGCUGGUAUUGUUAGGUAUUGGUAAGCUCCUUCUGUCCAAUUAUACUGGAUUAGAACAUCAUGUGAUGAACUAUAUUAGGUACAAACAGUAGUUCUGAUUAUCAGUAACAGGUAUGGGUCCAUAUUUGCAAAUACCUGUCAGGUAGAGUCCGUUGGUUAGAUACAGUAGGAAUAUAUAUUUAUGUUGCCCCUUCCACAUCAGUGCUGACAACCAUACCUCCAGGAACAUUUGGUACAAAAAUAAUGGGACGUUGAGACUAUGAAGGCCUAAGCUUACUCCAGAUAUAUACAUCAACCUGUUCUUAAAUACGCCAAGUCUUCCAUAACAUUUAUAUAUGUAAUAUAUUGUAAUAUGCUUGAUUUGUAGGCUGUAUAAUUCGGUAUGGUAUACUCUUUUUGCCCUCUUUUAUUACAGGCCCACCGCAUAGUUGGUUCCGGCAUACCACAACCUUACUAUAGGUCUCAUAUAGGGACCUUACAUAUCUACUUCUAAUUACGGCUGCUUUUAUAACAGGCCCACCGCAUCGUCAGUUCCGGCACACCACAACCGACUUUUUCAUAUUAAAAUAGGUCUAAUAUAGGGACCUUACAUAUCUACUUCUAAUAUCCUCUAAUUACGGCUUUUGCCCCGACCACAAAUAAAUAAAUAUAUAUAUAUAUAUACACACACACACACAUAUUAUAUAAGUAUAUAUAUAUAUAUAUAUAUAUAUAUAUAUAUAUAUAUAAAAGAAGAUGAGUGCACUCUGGAGACUGUAGUAGUAAAGUAGAAAUGCUUUUAGCACAAAUAAACAUCAACGUUUCAGUCCUCCUGGACUUCUCUCAAGAACAGGAGGACUGAAACGAUGAUGUUUAUUUGUGCUAAAUAACAGCAUUUCUACUUUACUACUACAGUCUCCAGAGAGCACUCAUUUUCUUUCCUAUACUAUGGCUGGAGUUGGCACCGGAGCAUCAUUAAAGACCAGGAAUUAGAGUGUUGGGAUCGUGGAAAUAUAUAUAAAUAUAUAAAUUAUAUUAAAAAAAUUUUUUAAUUAUUUAUUUUUACAUAUAUAUAUAUAUACAUACAUAUAAUACACAAGAUCCAGCGCACUCACCUAUCCACUAAACAGCAACUUCAAUGUUGAAAGAUUUUAUUUGUUUUUUAAAAACACCUAAUCUAGGCAAAAAUAAUGGGGGUUUAGUUACAUUAUAUGAUCAUACAUUGCAUAAGCCUGCCACAACGUCAAUGUACCCCAUCUUUGGCAGGUCCUACACUAACAGCCUAAUGUCUGCUCUUAUGAGAUUAACCUACUUGGGGAAAAAAAUUCCAUCUGGGGCUCUCUGCAGUACAAGGCUAAAUAGGGCCCUGGGAUGAGGCACCUGUGACAGGGAGGGGUGCAAAACCAAGGAGUUGGCCAGACUCCCAAAUAUAUAUACAAAACAAGAGGGGGUUGGCUGCACUCACCUUAACAUGCAUAAAUGGGGGUGCUGCUGGAGGCCAAAUAAUACAAUACACAAGAUCCAGCGCACUCACCUAUCCACUAAACAGCAACUUCAAUGUUGAAAGAUUUUACAUACAUAUAUAUACACACACACACACACACAUUCUACAUUUAUAUUUAACUAUUAACUACAUAAUUAUUUGAUUUUAUUAAUUAUAAUUUCAGGGACCUGCCUAACAAUCCAGGCAGAAAGUCCGGAGAAUUUAGUUGGCAAGCCCUAUAUUUAACCCUGUAACUUUCCAAAACACCAUAAAACCUAUACAUGGGGGUAUUGUUAUACUUGGUACUUUGCUGAACACAAAUAUGAGUGUUUUAAAAAGUUAAACGUAUCACGACGAUGAUAUCACCAGUAAAAGUGCAGUUUUUAUUUAACAAUAUGCAAAAAACUAAUUUUAACGUUGGCCAGCGUUUGUGUCUAAGUGGCUUCUACGAAAGAUUGGAAAUAUCCCAUUUUGAAUACCCUGGGUUGUCUACAUUUGAAAAUGGUAUGCCAUGAUGAGGUUAAUUCACAUUCCUGGGCUACCAUAUGGUCUUAACCCCUUAAGGACCAAACUUCUGGAAUAAAAGGGAAUCAUGACAUGUCAUGUGUCCUUAAGGGGUUAAAAGGCAACAUAGAUCCAGCACACCAAUCUGGCAUACUGAAUAAGGCAAGUCCUAUAUUGACCCUGUAACCCUCCAAAACACCAUAAAACCUGUACAUGGGGGGUAUUGUCAUACUCUAGAGACUUCGCUGAACACAAAUAUGAGUGUUUAAAACAGUAAAACGUAUCACGACAAUGAAAUCACCAGUAAAAGUGCAGUUUUUGUGUAAAACAAUGCAAAAAACUAAUAUGAACUUUGGCAAGCGUUUGUGGCUUCUACAAAAGACUGGACAUACCCCAUUUUGUAUACCCUGGGUUGUCUACUUUUUCAAAUGGUAUGUCAUGGUGGGGUUAAUUUUCAUUUCUGGGCUGCCAUACCGUCUCAAAGGCAACAUAGCCAAUCUGGCAACUAGCAAUUUACAAAAACAGAAAUAGUUUGACCCUGUAACUUUCCAAAUCACCAUAAAACCUGUACUUGAGGGGUACUAUUGUACUCGUGAGACAUUACUCUACACAAAUAUGAGUAUUUUAGAGCAGUAAAAUGUAUUAUACUGAUAAUAUCAUUGGUGAAAUGGCAGCUUAUGUGUGAAAAAGGCAAAAAAUAAAUAAAUAUAUAUAUAUUAAUAUAUAUAUAAACGCUAAUUUUGCCAAGGGUUUAUGACUAAGUGGCUACCAAAAAAAGACUGGACAUACCCCAUUUUGAAUACCGUGGGUUGUCUACUUUUACAAAUGGUAUACCAUGAUGGGGUUUAUUUUCAUUCCUGGGCUGCCAUAUGGUCUCAAAAAGCAAUAGGCCCAGCAAACCGAUCUGGCAAAUUUCAAUGUGCAAACAUGGAAAGGGAAAAGCCCUAUAUUUGACCCCUGUAAGUUCGCAAAAACCCAUAAGACCUGUACCUUUCGGGGUGCUGUUGUGCUCAUGAGAUGUUGCUGAACACAUAUUGGGGUGUUCUUUGUCAGUAACACAUAACAGGAACUGAGAAUCCAUGCCUGAAGUACAAUGUGAGAGAAAAAACAAACAAAAUAUAUGGUGUGAUGGGGGUAAAUUAGAUUGGCCGGCUUCAAAAAUGUCCCAAAUAGGACAUGGUGCAUGAUAACCAGCUGUGAAAAUUCCAAGUUGGAAAACUGGAAUGCGCACCCUCUAAAUACGGUCAUUUAGCCCCCAGUGUACCCGACACACCUAUACAUGGGUGGUAUCACUGUACUCAGGAGAUGUUGCUGAACACAUAUUGGGGUAUUCUUUGGCAGUAACCCUUAAAAUUCUAAGUGCAUGUUCUUAAAUUGCUAUGUGUGUCAAAAAAAAUUAUCAAUUAUUAUUAUUUUUAAAUUUGGCAUAGAUUGGUGGCAAAAUGGUUGCAUGAAAAGAGUCAAAAUACCCCAGGUUUAAUACCUUAGGUUGUCUUAUUUUAAAAACUAUAUACAUGUGAAGGGUUAUUCAGGGAUUCCUGACAGAUAUCAGUGUUACAAUGUAACUUUCGUUAAUUUUGAAAAGAAAAUGGUUUGGAAAUACUUGUGCUUAUUGCCCUAUAACUUGCACACAAAAAAGCUAAGAACAUGUUAACAUUGGGUAUUUCUAAACUCAGCACAAAAUUUUUAAACUAUUUAGCAUGGGUGUUUUUUUUUGCGGUUGUAGAUGCGUAACAGAUUUUGGGGGUCAAAGUUAAAAAAGGUUUUUUUUAAAACUUUUUAUCAUAUUUUAUAAGAAAUUUUAUCAUAAAUUAUAUGAUAUGAUGGUAUCUUUAGAAAGACCAUUUAAUGGUGAGGAAAAACUGUAUAUAAUAUGUGUGGGUACAGUAAAUGAGUAAGAGGUAAAUUACAGCUAAACACAAACACUACAGAAAUGUAAAAACAGCCCUGGUACUUAACGGUAAGAAAAUUGAAAAAUGGUCUGGUCACUAAGGGGUUAAACUGUGAUACUUUCCAUGUAAGUUAGUUGAGGAUCAUGGUAAUUCAUGGCUAACAAAGGCUGAUUUCUCGUGAAUAAGGCAUAAAAGUCCAGAACAUGUUCGUUUCAGUGUUUAAAAUCUGGACCUUGUCAAUCAAUUUCCAUCAGUUUCUGUUGAGGUGGGUUUCUAGCUAUGUAUUUUGCAGGAAAUACAAAACACAGCAAACUUGACCUCCAUAUCCUAUAAGGUAGGCAACCUUCGCCACUCCAGAUGUUAUGAACCACAUCUCCCAUAAUCCUCUAACAACCAUAAUGCUGGUAAAGCAUCAAGGGAGAAGUAGUCCACAACGUCUGGAGUGCCAAAGGUUGCUUAACCUUAUCCUAUAUAUAAUAGUACUCAUUCAGUUAAAUAGAUGAAAGAACAUGACUGUAGGCAGAGACUGCACACACCAACCAAAUUCUGUAACAGUGUGAUUCAUGGUUCUAGGUGACCACAUUCCUUGCCGUAAUUAAAGGGACACUUCUAGAUGGGCCAGCCAACAUAACCACUUUAUCUCAAUGAAGUCAGUAUGGGAGCUGGAGUCACUGAGUGCAAUAUUACUUUACUUGAUACUCUCAGCCUGCUGGCACACUCGGCAAAACCUUCCAGAUCAUUGCAGAUUGAGGUGGCCAUUAGGUAAGACCAGCAUCUCGGUACUCCUGCUACCUUAAUAUCUUCAUUAAAAUUAAAUUUAUGGGUGGGAAUGUUCUUUUAAGUGAAAGGAAUGACCCAAUAUUCCGAGUUCCAUAUGGACUGCAUUUCCACCUAUAUUUAUUGCUCUUGCUUUACAAAUUUUUUUUUACAAAAAUACCUACCCGCACCCAGAAUACUAAACAGCCUUAACUAAAAUUAAACAGUAACAAAGUAACAAAAUAGUGUGUAUUGUGCAAUAAAUAAUAAAAAAUAUUAUAUUUUAUUAUAAUUAUAUUUUUAUAACCCUUAUAACAAGUGUACAGCUAAUAAUGUAUUAUGUGUGCAGGUAUAUUAUAAAAAAUAUUCACUUGUUGAUGAUAAGCCAUAUUAUAUAUAAUCCUAAUUGUUGUUGUACAAUUUUUCAUUUCGGCUCACAUAGAACUCUGCUACAGUGAUCUGAUAUCCCCUGCUAGAAUUAUUUAUUGUCCGACCCUUGGCAUUUCCAUAAUCCGGGAGUCAAGUCAGUACUUAAACCUUUUAGAGCCGAGAUAAGGUUAGAAAUGCCACUGUAAGACAAAUUAAUGAAAAGUGCAACUUGAAACCCAGAAACCAGGUGAGACAAGGUUAUAUAUAGCCGUGCACUUGUUACACCAAGAUCGUUCGACACCUGAUACCUUCGAGGACACCAUAAAUGCGUAGAAUGUAUACAAGUGAUCUAGUAUUGGCAAAGCAGUGUAUUGAAAAAUAGAUUCCCCUCUCUAUUUCAUUUGUAUCUCUUGUGAUCAAAUUAUCCUGAGAGUGGUGACUUUUGCCAAAGUUGUAACUAUAAAUUGUAAGCAUUAGUACAGUGCGGUGUCCCAAGCUAUAAUAUUUACUGCUGUAUCCAACUGAAGCCCUUCAAGUUGGGAGGUAAGGGCAAAAAAAAGUUGGCAACACAAACACAUAAAAAAUUAAAGCUUUCUUGCUAUCCAGUUAUAAGUCCAAAUUGAUUUAUUCAUUAAACCAUGCAUUAAGUAUAAUGCUAAUACUUAAAGGGAUAGUCAGUGUAAAAUAAGUGUAUGUUUUCUAUAUAAUGUUUUUUUUCCCAUAAUUUUGUUAAAAUGUUUUUGUUCCUAUUUUAGCUUUUCUCUCACAGCCCUCCUUCCUGAAGGCAUAUAGAAUAUGAAUUACCUUACAGUGCUUCCCAUCUUUAUAAUUUGGAUUUCACUUAAAGGAACAUUCCAAGCACCAUAACCGUUACUACUUUUUGUAGUGGAUAUAGUGCCAGUAGUGCCUUGGUACUUGGAUGCCUUCCCCGCAUCCGUUCUUCCACUGCAGAGGAAGCUGGAUGUUUUCAGUAAACUAAGCUGAUCCGAUAAAGGGUUGCGCUCAUUGUCUAAGACAGGGGUUCUCAACCCAGUCCUCAGGACCCCCUACCAGUCCAGGAUUUGGGGAUUACCUGGGUGUGUCUCAGGCGUUUAGAAAAAGGGAAAAAAACACAGACUCUAAGGUGUUUUUUUUUUUCUUUUUCUAAACACCUUAGACACACCCAGGUAAUCCCUAAACCCUGGACUGGUAGGGGGUCCUGAGGACUAACGUUGAGAACCCCUGGUCUAAGAGCAAUGAACUAACACUCUCAGCAAAUGGGAGUGACCUGUCAUGGCCCUGUUUAGCUCAGUGAAGCUAACCGUGUUCUCCUGCAAGAACAAUCCAGAUUCAGGAAUUUCAGAUGUGAGCAUAUGUACUUGUGUAUUAUACUGGCGUUUUCCUUUAAUAUUGGGUCGGUAUAUCAAUGAACAGCCAAUAGAAUUCAAGAGCGGAACAACCUUAACUCAUAGAGUGCUAGUGUGUUAGUGCAUGUAUGACUGUCAGUGGGUAUGGUAGUGUGUGCCUCUGUAUGUCUGAAUUAUGUGUUCCCUAUUAAGGGUUAAUAAGUAUAUAGGGGUGUAUGUAAAAAAUACCCCUCUCUGUCUCGUUAGAGAUAUCUUUGCCAGAAGCUCAAGGAAGCAGGCUGAAGGGUCAGUGUUAGGACCCGCUUAGGGGGGUCUGCCUUGACGUUGGCAGGCGGGCAUUCCCUCCAAUGGCCAUUGGAGCAACUAAAUGACCUCCAUUUGUCUAAACACACAUAGGGCUUAAGGAGAGAGCGCAGGUAACUUUUUCUUUUCUUUGGUUUUUACUAUAUAUUUGGGCUGAUGUGUACUGUAGUCAUUGCUGCCGGCCCAGUAGUGAUGGGAGUGAGCGCAGGACUUCUUUUUGUAUUUGUAUUUACUUUGUAUCACACAGCCUUAUUACAAUGCUGCCGCCCAUCCCAUGUGUUCCCUAUUAAGGUUUAAUAAGUAUAUAGGGGUGUAUGUAAAAAAUACCCCUCUCUGUCUCAUUAGAGAUAUCUUUGCCAGAAGCUCAAGGAAGCAGGCUGAAGGGUCAGUGUUAGAACCCGCUUAGGGGGGUCUGCCUUGACGUUGGCAGGUGGGCAUUCCCUCCAAUGGCCAUUGGAGCAACUAAAUGACCUCCAUUUGUCUAAAUAUACAUAGGGAUUAAGGAGAGAGUGCAGGUAACUUUUUCUUUUCUUUGGUUUUUACUAUAUAUUGUGGCUGAUGUGUACUGUAGUCAUUGCUGCCGGCCCAGUAGUGAUGGGAGUGAGCGCAGGACUUCUUUUUGCAUUUGUCUGAAUUAGUGUCUAUGUUUAAAUGUCAGCGUGUGUCUGUGUAUGACUGUCAGUGGGUGUGGUAGUGUGUGUGCCUCUGUAUGUCAGAAUUAGUGUGCCUAUGUUUAACUGUCAGCGUGUGUCUGUGUAUGACUGUCAGUAGGUAUGUUAGUGCGUGUCUGUGCAAGUCUGAGUUAGUGUAUAUCUAUGUUUAACUGUCAGUGUAUCUGUGUGUCAAUGUGUGUCUGUGUAUGACUGCCAGCAGGUAUGUAAGUGCGUGUCUGAGUUAGUGUAUGUCUAUGUUUAACUGUCAGUGUGUCUGUGUGUGAUGAAAUGUCUUUUGUCACUGGAUUUUUAGGUGACAAGCUGCCCUUUGCCCCUGGCUGUUGGAGGAGCCUGAGUGCCAGCCUCCUGCCUCAUGACUAUGGCCCUGGGUUGUAAGGCCCUUUACAAACAUUAUUUGGGCUAAUGGAUUUAUAUUGUGCUGCUGCUGGCCCUUUAAGAACUGCAUUGUGGUUUAUGGACUUGUAUUGGACCAUGCUGGCCCUUUAAGAACCGUCUGGGGAUAUAUUGAGACUUUGUGUGACAAUGCCCCUUUAAGACUAUGUCCCCAGACCUUUAAAAUACUUUGUCUAUGGCUUUCUCCCACUUGGUUCAGUAAAUGGAGCUUACUGAACCAAGUACCACACAGGCGGACCACCUAGAAGUGGAAGUGUGCAGGCAAUUUACCUCCCAGGCUGGGAGCCUGCUGUAGGUAAAUUGCCGACCGCUGGGUGGCCGCGGUUCGUGCAAACCAACACUUGGCGGCGGCCUUCUUUGUUCAUUCAAACGAGGUAAGCGGUAUGUGUAGCCAAAUUCAUGGACGUGAAAUCGACCGGCCGCACAGCCCAAAUCUAUAUGGAACUGUUUUGGGCAGGAAAAUAUGCUUGCGGUAGGUCAUAAAGGACUUCUGUCUAACUUUUUAUCUACUGGAUGGAUUUGUCUGAUUUUUGAGAGUGUUUAUAUUUAAAGUGUGCUGAUUCUGAAUAUGUAAGAUUGCACGUAUAUUUUUAAAGUUACAGUGUAUGUAUAAAACUAUUUUUCCUGUCUGUGAUAAUUAUGUUAACCAUUGUGUACCAUAAUUAUAUCACAGGCAGAGGGGAGGAUUUUGUGUGUAAUUGCUGGGAGUGGUUUCUGUAAUGUACGUGUGUUAUUGGUUGUUCUGUAAAACCCUGUGGGUGGUCCUAUGUAAGGAAAACCUGCAUAAAAGAAGGCCCUUUGGUGCCAAUUAAAAGCAGAUCAUCUUGUACCUUCAUGAAGUUUCAGCUCAUGUUUGGGGGAUUGGAGAUCUACACUCUGGGGAAUUCUAUAAUCACUAUACUCCCCAGGGUAUAAUCACUAAGCUCUGCUAAGAGCUUGUUCCUGCUCUCUGGAAUUCGGAGAGAUCGACCUACUGGAAGCUGGACCCUGGUCUUGGGUCCAGAGUGAGUAGAGACGGCGAGACGCCAACCAAGCUGCGGCGGUUCGUGGGGUCUGUAGUGGUUAUGGUGUCGGGCAGAAUGCUUAGAGUCCUCGGAAAGCACUAGGAGCAUCCGUCAGUGUGCCAGCGGUUCCGUUACACUGUGUGUCUGUGUAUGACUGUCAGUGGGUGUGUUAGUGCAGUGCCUGUGUCUGUGUAUGUUUAACUUGGUGUAUGACUAUGUUUAACUGUCAGUGUAUCUGUAUGUCUGUGUAUGACUGUCAGUGUGUUAGUGGGUGCUAUGUGUAACUGUCCAUUGUGUCUUUGUUUGCCAUGCACAUGUACAGAUGGUUUUUGCUACAAAUCUCUCUUCCUUGAACCAAAAUGAAUCUGAAAUGUGCCAACAUUUCCACUUUAUUCUUUAGUAUCAUUAAGUUGCUAAACAUAUUAAUAUUUUAAAUUCUAAAACUAUCAUUUAUGUUUUAUAUUAAUAAACCAAUUGAGUGCCAAAGUGAUCUACACCCCGGUGGAUUGCCAUUUUACCAUUUUCUUUUGUCAUUGAAUUAACAUUUCUUAUUUAACUGUUUGUAGAUGGCAAUAAACUUCAUACCUGUGUGCUACGACCACCUGGUAUUUAUGGACCUGAUGAGAGGAGACAUUUACCCAGACUUGCUGUAAGUGUACCAUAACAGGUAAAAGUCAUGUAGCGGUAAAUAUGUGAUGUUAAUUACCUUUGUCCUCUUGUGUAUGCUCCAAAAUCAUAGUGUCUCUGCGAAUUUGGCAAAGUUCCCAGACAGUGACAGUGUCGCUUUCAAAGGUUAAUAUGUCUACUUACAUUUGUCAUUGUGAAUGCGCUUCAAAUAAUUAUUAAUUUUGUGCAUAUCAUAUAUAGGGUAUAAUUUUAGAUUCACCCUGUAGCAAUUAAUCUGUUUAAUAAUUGUCUGUUGCAGGCACUGUAACAACUCUGCUUGUGUUUCCGCAGGUAAAUAUUGAAAGAAGACUACUGUGUUUCAAAUUUGGAAGUAACAGCACCAAAAUGAACUGGAUUCACUUGUGCAAUUUGAUAGAAGCUCAUAUCUUAGCUGCCAAAGGCCUGACCUCUAGCAAAGAAUUUAUAGCAGUAAGUAAGCUGAAUGUAUACUAAAAGCAUAGCUUAAUUAGGGGCAGGGAAUUACAACUGAUGACGAAAAGGUCCAGGUGGGCAAACUAAUUCUAAGCAGCUCUAAUUUGGAGAGCUGGAGAUAUCACUUGUUUUUCUGGUAGACCCACGUUUGACCAAAUUGGGAUAUUUAUCUCAAUCUUUAAUUAUCUGUCUUCUUCAUCAAUGUGUUUUCCUUUAAUGCUUUUUUUAAUUGCAAACUAUAGUAGCAUCAUAGAUGACAGAGGACCACUGACUGAUUAGAACUUUUUAAAAUCAUAUUUCAGAGUGGAAAAGCAUAUUACAUUCAUGAUGGGGAAAAUGUGAAUUUAUUUGACUGGCUUCAUCCAUUGGUAAGUAUUUUUUAGAGCAUGUCUGAAAAGCUUGUAAACACAGAACAAGAGCAAUUCUCUUUCCCCUAUGAACUAGAAUAAUAAUUUCAUGGUUCCUAUCUAUGUUCAGUAUUUGGUCUAUAAACAUCUGGGUUCCAUAUUUCUGAGGAGGUAAAAAUUGCAACCAAGUCCCACGCAUAAUACCUAAAUACUUUAAAUUUAUGUUCACCUCAAGACUUCUACUUCACCAAGCCACUCUGAGACCUACCUGCUCACCUGGGAUUCUGAGGUCCUUAAGGUCCUUCAAAAAAAAAAAAUAUAUAUAUAUUUUUGCACAAAUUAAGAUUCAAACAGAAAUGUUUUUUUGAGAUUGAUGUGUUUAGAUUCUGACUCAUCAGCACCAGUCUAUCUUCAACCAUCUAUAGAACUUGUGAGAUGACUUGUGACACUUAUUGUUAUCCAUGCUUAAUCACCCAACAUUAAUAUAAACCACCUCCCUCAGCCAGGUUUCCACAUAGGAGUAAACGUUGAACCGGUGUCUAAUUCCAUAUUAAUGAUUUUGAUCUGAGAUGUUCAUUAAACGUGUGUCCACAUACGCUAGGCAAGAUACAUCUAAACGCCAAGAGUCAUUGGACAUUCUGUAGGACAUAUUGUUACUUAUUUUGUCCUCUUUUCUCUUGGGCAUUUUUAGUUUGAGAAACUGGGCCAGAAUGAUCCAUGGAUAAAGAUUCCCUCUUCGUUAGUGUACACUGCAGGUAAAAAAAAGUAUUCAACAUUCUUGGCUAUAGCACUGUUUCUUGCAGAGUGUUUUCCAUGUAUUCAGUAAGCAUGUCAGUACGCAGAAACCUAAAAUAUGACCAAAGAAUGGCAACCUACCUGUUGUUGACUACAGGUCCCAUACUCCUUAUUCAGCCUCUGUCUGGAAGAGUGUUCAUAGACAUUAACACCACCAGGGUGGCCUAGAUUAUCCUUCCCUUCCCUAUAAUACAAAGUCAUAUGUCUGUUAAAUAAUCAAACCAAGCCCUAGUGAAGCCUACACAGGGAAUAUGAAUAGAGGAUAAAAAAAGGUACAAAUCGAAGCAAUAUUAUAUGUGGGCUGUCAGAAGACCUUCUAAUGUAUAUGUAGAAGAGUCUGAGGACCACUCUCCACCAGGUAUUCCCUGUAUAUGUGCAGACUUGAAAGUAUCAUGUUCUGAGAAGUGGUGGAAGGUUUAACGGUGGAGUACUCACCGAUGGAAUGUUCCUACUGAUUUAAUCGGUUCACACGCUUAUUGCCUCUACUUUAACAUCCAACAUAAACAAGUGUUGUCUGAAUUCUUUAAAUUAAUACGUUAAUAACCCAUAUUGUAGAAAAGUUUUGUUUUUAAAAACAGAAACAGGGCUUUACACUUAACUAAGAAUUGUCAAGAUUUCAACUUUUCAAAUUUAAAGCCAAAGAAGCCAAUCUAGAAGCAGAGCUGGCCUGGAUAAUGUUUUUGGGUUAGCUAUUUCGGCCUUAAAAUUUAAAUCUACUUUGAAUUCCUAACAAUUCUCACUUCAGUGACUAACCCUGUAUGUGUGCAAACAUCUUGAUAUUUAUUUUAUAUGAAAUAUCAAAGUAAUAGAUGAAUGCAAGGAAAAGCUAAGACAUAUGAAGAGACCAAAAAUACAAGUAAUUGUAACAUCAUCAGAGGAAGUAAUUGUAACAUCAAAAGAGUACAAGAUUGAAAAUUAGAACUAACAGCUAUUUAAGUGGCAACAAACAUUCUUAUCAAAUAUUUUUAUUUUAUUUUUUUUAAUUCUUUAUUUUUCACUCAAUAGACAUAGCAAGUGUACAUCCACUUUUGGGCCUACACAGAAUCCAACUUGAAUACAAUUCUUGGAAACAUAAUGCAGUUCAACAAAUACAAUACAUGCCCUGUAGCGGAUGGCAAUGGGCUGUCCUCAAGGAUUCGUUUUACAAAUGUAUUUCGUGUAAUUAUUGCUACGUGUAGAACUAUUGUAUAUAGUUUUCGUCUGAUUGUUCGGUAGUUUUCAUUCCGUUUUUCAUACGAAUGAAACUAUCGAACCAUCAGACCACCCCAGUGAGGAGUGUGCACCUCAUUAAGCUUUCACACUCUGUAACCGCAACCUAAUUGACCGUAAAAUCGCUACUUUGUAUGUAUCUGUGUGGUCGCCAUUCGGCAUACGAACCACGUGGCGGCGGCCGUCUUACGCAAGAAAAUCUCAGUGGUGUUUGGUCGUUGAGUGUCUGGAACUCAAAUCGGACACUCAAACAACCGAACACCGCUGAGACCUCCAGAGCUCCGUAACUCCCGAACGGAGGGGCCAACCAGACCCUCGUUCGGUGAAAUCAAUGUCCCGAACAAUUAAUACGAACGUAAUAUGAUGUAAUUUUUUUUUUUAUAUAUAUAUAUAUUUAUAUUAUCUUCCAGUGUGUUUCAAUAAAAUUCUAAUUGGUCCACUAUAGAGGAUGACUGCCUAAGAGCUAGAACUUCCUUAAUAGAUGGUAUAUUAGGUGAUUUAGUCAGAAAGCCCCCAAAAAGUCCUUGAGAAAGCAAAGUUAUGUAUGAUAGCACCAUCUAGUGUUUAUUAGGAUUACUGCAACUUAGAACUAGACUCCUGUGGUUCUUUUGUGACAAAGACCCAAAUAAUAUCCAGGAUAUUAUCUUGGGAGUACAUUAUAUAUUUUUUUACUGUAAUAUUAUAUGUAAUUAAAUUAAUUCUGCAAAACACCUUCAUAAUGUUAGCUCUUCUGUACUUAGCCUUGCGGUCCGCUGAUCAGCCGACACUUCGAUCAGGCGGACCGCCACUCCCACGCAGCAUGAGGUUCUGGUCAGCCUCAUGGACGCUGCCUGCUGUGCUAUGCUAACCAUGCCUCCAAACAUAUAAAAUCUGAGUCUGCCCAAGGCACAGUGCUCAUUGUGGUUCCUAGUGUCACGAGUGUCUCAAUAGUGUCUUCUUUUGUCUGUUUUGUAUAAUUUUGGUAUUGACCCAGCUUGCUCUUGACUAUUCUGUUUUCUGGCUUCCUUGACUUGGCUUUGUUUCUCGUAUUGCAUAUUUCUGGCUUCCCUUGACCUUGAAUUGCUGUGACGUUCCUUGAAUUUAUAUUCUAUUAUCCGGCCAUUCUAAGGACCGGUUUAUGGACCUUCUAUCUGUCUCUGUUACUUCUAGUGGAUUCACAUUCUGCGUGCUGGGUUAUAGCGUUACACAUAAGACUUGUUACAGGAGUCUCCACUGGUGCUGGCAUUGCCAGGGCGUACCCACUGACAUAGCAUAAGUAUCCAAUUUUGUGUCUGGACCCAGGAGUUAAAAAUCAUUGAUUUAUAAAAUAAGAAAAAAGAAAUAUACAUAAGUCUAUUUAAAAGAUAUGCAACCAGAUCUUUGAACCAUCUCUUACUUCUGUUAUAUCAGAUAAAGUGGUAUUUCCCUGCAAACAAUCUGCUGGAUCUAUUUUAGCACUUAUAACUGAACAGUGAAUUGUUAGGACCUUAACAUUAGUUUAUAUUACCAUAUUUGUGAAGGAAUUCAUGUAAACACACAUUAAAGAUUUACGCAAUCACUCCCAGAAUACGGCCAUGAAAAAAAGAUACACGCCUACAUGUUUGCCAUUUCCAAAUUUAGAUAAAUAUAUAUUCAUUGUAACUGUCUUUUUCUACAUAUUGAAUUUAAAUUUGUAUAUGCACAUAAUGCAUUCAAUUCAGUUGCAUACAACAUGCACAGUACAUACAUUUAUUCACAACCAUUUCAGUAUCCUAGCCUUCCACUUAUCUCUCAGCUGCAAUUUAGCCACUAUGCUACAUAAUACCUCUAUCAGAGUUAUUUACUAAAAGGAGAAAUCAUUGUGAAUUCAAAGUGAAUUUUAAAUAUGAGGUCACCAAUAGCUGAACAGGAAAAAUGAUCUAAGUCAGCUAUACUUUCCAUUCAACUGCUCUGCCCUAAAAUAUAAAAUUAAUUUUGAUUUCUCACUAUUUCUGUAAGUACUCCCACGUUUUACCACCCAUUGCAUUUCAGUUUAUAAACACACACAAUUAUGUCUUGCACUACAACUCCCACUACUCCUGGGCAGCAGCAAUGACUAUAGUACUCAACAGGCCCAAUACAUACAAUCAAGACAAAAAUAAAAAAAAUACUUGUGCAUUAUCAAAAUCCCUAAUGCACAUUUAAUAACUAGAGGUUUUUUAUUGUCACUCGAAUGGCCAUUUAAGUGUAAGCUCACCUGCCACGUCAAGGCAAAACCUCUAAGGCAGGGGUUCUCAAACUCCGGCCCCCCAGAUGUUGCUGAACUACAACUCCCAUGAUUCUUUGAAUUACAUAGAUAGCCAGAGAAUCAUGGGAGUUGUAGUUCAGCAACAUCUGGGGGGGCCGGAGUUUGAGGACCCCUGCUCUAAGGUGAGUCCUACAAUAACAAUUCACUAACAAAACCCCUGUGUUAUGUUGUUCUUUACUCAUGAAUGAUGUACAUGUAACCAAUGGUUUAUAAAUCUGUUAUCUUUCAGCAUAUCUUUCAGAAUACAUGCAGAUUGCAUUAAGUCCAAUUUUCCAUUUGAAUCCAUUGCUGACUACAAGUGAGGUAAGUUUGAUGUAGUAAUGAUUGUUAGUAUAAUGUAGGUUUAUAGAUGGUUUUCCUGUGCGUUUUCCAACGCAACAAAAUCUCUAAAAUGAAAUGUUCCAGAUUCUGUUCAGAAUGCUACAUGUGUUACCAAUGUGAUCACAAACAGUGCAUUGUGGGAGUUCCCUAAACACUUGUGCAGCCUGAGUGUUUAGGGUACUGCGAGUCUACGAUCUCUCAUCCUGUCCAGCAGAACAAACCUUUUAAUUAUUUCUCACGCCAUUUUUAUAGUCAACUAUAGGUUAAUGUAGUAGUUCUGGUGUCUAUAGCCUGUUCCUGCAGGCUUUUUAAUGUAAAUGCUGACUAGUAACGCCUCUAGCGGUGGUCAAUCAGACAGCCACUAGAGGUGCUUCCUGGGUCAGUGCUGCACAAUGUGCAGCACUGACGUUCAGCUUCUACACCCUCUGCAUGGAGACACAGAUAGUGUUCCUUUAAGUGCUCAAUAGAUUCAAAACUUUUUGGUUUCUUAAUUCAAUUCUGAAUAGUAUCAAAUUGAAAUUCAAAUUAAAAGGUGUAAGUGACAAUACCCAAGUUGUGACAAUAAUUGAGUUAUAGAAUUUUUUCGAAAAUUUUUUUGCUUAACUUACAAUUUGGAUUUCGAUGUGCAACAAUCUUGAUUUUACUGAAUAAGUUAAUUACUGAAUAAGCCCUCAUAUGUUAAGUCUGUCAAUUCUCCUGCUUCUUUUUCCUAGCAACUGGGCUAUGCUAUGGCAUAGCAAUCAGGUAUCAACAUUGCUGCCCGGGUCCAGCAGUGCCAGCUGUUGCCAAAAACCCAAGCGGCAGACACAAAAUGUUUUCCAGGAAAACACGCUACGUACACAGAAAGGGUUAUUUUAUUUAGCAAAGUGAGAGUUAUUGGGAAUUCAAAGUGAAAUUAAAAUUGAAUUUGUUAUAGUGCCUUCACUCCUACGCCCCAAACCUUUUAAUUUAAUAAUUAGAUGGCUUGAAAGCAAGGCUUCAUGCCAUGCCUCCAAGCACUCUGGGUUACUUCUCGGCUCUUAUACCCUAACAUAUCGUGAUGUCACACGUGCAUGAACACGGCCAUGGAGAAGCAUUGUAUUUAUUGAUUCUCUAUGGCAGAAUCAUAGGCACAUUGCGGCAAGCUCCUCUAUGAGGAAUGUUAGAUUGAACCAUCAUCUAAAGACAAGGAGGAGGCCCCAUUCACACCCCUAAAAAUUAAGUUGCCCCUCUUUUUUUUUUUCAUUUUAAAUGUUGGGAGGUAUGAAUUAGGUACCAACAGCAAUGUGAUCGAGCUUCCUGUUGGCACGCAUUGUAGAGCCCUUCUAUUAAUAAAAGUAUUUUAUAGUUGUGGGCGGGUAAAAGAAAAACUUUGUGCUCUCUCUAACAGGUGAAGAAAAUUGCGGUCACGCACACCUUCCGGAUUGAUAAAGCUCGGAAGGAACUUGGUUUUAACCCAAAGAAAUUUUCCUUUGAAGACUCAGUUGACUAUUAUGUCCAAAGCAGGAGGAAGUCCUCCCAGAACAAGUUCAUCUACAGCAAAUUUAUAUUUGUCAUGUUAUGUUUCUUAAUGUGUAUGUGUUUUCCAUUCCUUCUAUAGGACUUUAACAUCUUAAAAACCAAAAAUGGGAAUUAGAUAUUUUAUUCGUUGUGUUAAAUUGAAAAUGAUUUCAUAAUUUGUUUGACAUUGUUUUGUUACUUGUUGUCGGGGCAGGAUUAAACAUUAGUGACCUUAGACGGUUACCUAGGACUCCAUUCACCACUGUGAAGAAUAAGGUGGGGACCCAAAAUGUCCUUGUGGAGUCUUAAUCUUUUUUUUUUUUUUUGUGGAUUAUAUUGCAAAAUACACAAUUUUAUAGCAAAGACAAAUUUGAAGCACUACCUUGAACAUUUCAGAUAUAUGAUGCAAAGGGCCUAAUGUCACAGUGAGCCAAUGACCUUCUUAGAAAAGAGUGCUCCACUGUAAGGCUUAUCAACAAAUGCAGAGCAUUCUCAGAUUAACCGUAGAAACACGGCAACAAGUUAAGUUUAAAAUAUGAAUUCUUAUUGAAAGGAAAAAGCUGUCAAAUUUUGGCCUAGGGAGCAGUGGUUUUCUCACAGAUCCCAGGAAAUAUCCCAGUUGCUGCAUGAUUGAGAGCAAUAUGUGA
Pelobates cultripes (western spadefoot toad) is the source of this 51815-nucleotide messenger RNA. NCBI's taxonomy places the organism in Eukaryota, Metazoa, Chordata, Amphibia, Anura, Pelobatidae. The record is from the annotation of a GenBank genome assembly.